Porites lobata is the source of this 68986-nucleotide messenger RNA. NCBI's taxonomy places the organism in Eukaryota, Metazoa, Cnidaria, Anthozoa, Scleractinia, Poritidae. The record is from the annotation of a GenBank genome assembly.
GGCAUCGCCUAUUACAGUCUGGGAGAUUUCCGGAAAGCCAUAGAGUACCAUGAACGAGACCUCAAAAUUUCGAAAGAAGUGGGAGACAGGGCAGGAGAAGGAACGGCGUACGGUAAUCUUGGCAACGCCUAUCACAGUCUUGGAGAUUUCCAGAAAGCCAUAGAGUACAAUGAACGACACCUCAAAAUUUCGAAAGAAGUGGGAGACAGGGCAGGAGAAGGAAAAGCGUACGGUAAUCUUGGCAACGCCUAUCACAGUCGUGGAGAUUUCCAGAAAGCCAUAGAGUACUAUGAACGACACCUCAAAAUUUCGAAAGAAGUGGGAGACAGGGCAGGAGAAGGAAAAGCGUACGGUAAUCUUGGCAACGCCUAUCACAGUCUUGGAGAUUUCCAGAAAGCCAUAGAGUACCAUGAACGACACCUCAAAAUUUCGAAAGAAGUGGGAGACAGGGCAGGAGAAGGAAAAGCGUACGGUAAUCUUGGCAACGCCUAUCACAGUCUUGGAGAUUUCCAGAAAGCCAUAGAGUACUAUGAACGACACCUCAAAAUUUCGAAAGAAGUGGGAGACAGGGCAGGAGAAGGAAAAGCGUACGGUAAUCUUGGCAACGCCUAUCACAGUCGUGGAGAUUUCCAGAAAGCCAUAGAGUACAAUGAACGACACCUCAAAAUUUCGAAAGAAGUGGGAGUCAGGGCAGGAGAAGGAACAGCGUACGGUAAUCUUGGCAACACCUAUCAUAGUCUUGGAGAUUUCCAGAAAGCCAUAGAGUACAAUGAACGACACCUCAAAAUUUCGAAAGAUGUGGGAGACAGGGCAGGAGAAGGAAAAGCGUACGGUAAUCUUGGCAAUGCCCAUCACAGUCGUGGAGAUUUCCAGAAAGCCAUAGAGUACUAUGAACGACACCUCAAAAUUUCGAAAGAAGUGGGAGACAGGGCAGGAGAAGGAAAAGCGUACGGCAAUCUUGGCAACGCCUAUGACAGUUUUGGAGAUUUCCAGAAAGCCAUAGAGUACCAUGAACGACACCUCAAAAUUUCGAGAGAAGUGGGAGACAGGGCAGGAGAAGGAAAAGCGUACUGUAAUCUUGGCAACGCCUAUUUUGGUCUUGGAGAUUUCCACAAAGCCAUAGAGUACCAUGAACGAGACCUCAAAAUUUCGAAAGAAGUGGGAGACAAGGCAGGAGAAGGAAAAGCGUACGGUAAUCUUGGCAACGCCUAUCACAGUCUUGGAGAUUUCCAGAAAGCCAUAGAGUACCAUGAACGAUACCUCAAAAUUUCGAAAGAGGUGGGAGACAGGGCAGGAGAAGGAACAGCGUACGGUAAUCUUGGCAUCGCCUAUGACAGUCUUGGAGAUUUCCAGAAAGCCAUAGAGUACCAUGAACAAGACCUCAAAAUUUCGAAAGAAGUGGGAGACAGGGCAGGAGAAGGAAAAGCGUACGGUAAUCUUGGCCACGCCUAUCACAGUCUUGGAGAUUUCCAGAAAGCCAUAGAGUACCAUGAACGAGACCUCAAAAUUUCGAAAGAAGUGGGAGACAGGGCAGGAGAAGGAACAGCGUACUGUAAUUUUGGCAACGCUUAUGACAGUCUUGGAGAUUUCCAGAAAGCCAUAGAGUACUAUGAACGACACCUCAAAAUUUCGAAAGAAGUGGGAGACAGGUCAGGAGAAGGAAAAGCGUACGGUAAUCUUGGCAACGCCUAUGGCAGUCUUGGAGAUUUUCAGAAAGCCAUAGAGUACCAUGAACGACACCUCAAAAUUUCGAAAGAAGUGGGAGACAGGGCAGGAGAAGGAAAAACGUACGGUAAUCUUGGCAACGCCUAUGGCAGUCUUGGAGAUUUCCAGAAAGCCGUAGAGUACCGUGAACGACACCUCAAAAGUUCGAAAGAAGUGGGAGACAGGGCAGGAGAAGGAAAAGCGUACGGUAAUCUUGGCAACGCCUAUCACAGUCUUGGAGAUUUCCAGAAAGCCAUAGAGUACUAUGAACGACACCUCAAAAUUUCGAAAGAAGUGGGAGACAGGGUAGGAGAAGGAAAAGCGUACGGUAAUCUUGGCAACGCCUAUUACAGUGUUGGAGAUUUCCAGAAAGCCAUAGAGUACCAUGAACGACACCUCAAAAGUUCGAAAGAAGUGGGAGACAGGGCAGGAGAAGGAAAAGCGUACGGUAAUCUUGGCAACGCCUAUCACAGUCUUGGAGAUUUCCGGAAAGCCAUAGAGUACCGUGAACGACACCUCAAAAUUUCGAAAGAAGUGGGAGACAGGGCAGGAGAAGGAAAAGAGUACUGUAAUCUUGGCGUCGCCUAUAGAAAUCUUGGAGAUUUCCAGAAAGCCGUUUCCUAUUAUAAAAAAGGUAUUACUGCCUUGGACUAUAUCAGGGGAAAUCUUAUAUCUAACGACGAAUGGAAGAUUAGCCUGAGGAGUAUGUAUGAUCGUACUAAUUUACGCCUAUGGGGGCUACAGUUUGAGCAAGGUAAUGUCAAUGAGGCAGUUUUAAUUGCUGAUCAUGGACGUGCACAAGCUUUAAACGAUCUUCUGGAGUUCAAGUAUGGGUUGAAAGGGUUACGUCCAGAAAUAGAAACACUCUCUGCAACAACGCCUGACAUUCUUAGUUACCUGCUACCAAAUACAGCUUUCAUUGGUAUCAACAAGGGAGGAAUAGUUCUCUGGGUGAAUGAGAAAGGAAAAGAAAUCAAAACCAGAAGAACUCAGAUCGAUAUCUCCGUCACAAGCUAUUUUCAGUCUCUAUUGGAGGCUACGCAUAAAGAAAUAGAUGCAAGAGCUGAUGUUAAUUGUGAAGAUCGCUCAUUAAUGAGGCCAAGCGAUAAAAAGUUAGCCGAAGAAACAUCGAUUAAGCCAAAGUCUCAUCCUUCAUGUUUUGAGACAAAGUCAUUGCAAACAUUUUACAAUGUUGUUAUAGACCCUAUAAGAGACUUACUCCAGGGCGAUGAAGUUGUAAUUGUUCCAGAAGGACCUCUGUGUUUGGCGCCUUAUGCUGCUUUCAUGGACUUGAAAUCAAAGUACCUCUGUGAAACGUUUAGAAUUCGUCUGCUCCCCUCGCUUUCUAGCCUGCAAUUGAUCCAAAAUUGUUCAGCAGAUUGGCACAGCAAGACCGGUGCUCUUCUUGUCGGCGAUCCGUGGGUACAGGAGGUAACGACGCUAGGGCAGUUAGAGUGGGCCGAAAAAGAAGUGCAGAUGAUUGGGGAAAUACUUCAAACGGAACCUCUCGUUGGAAAGCAGGCAACAAAAGAUGAAGUUUUGAGACGUAUCUCCUCGGUUGCUUUGGUGCACAUUGCUGCUCACGGUGAAAUGGAAACAGGAGAAAUUGCUUUGGCCCCAAAGACAACGCCUCCAUCCGUGGAUCCAGCCAGGGAGGACUAUAUCUUAACUAUGAAAGAUGUUUUAAAGGCGCAGAUUAGGGCAAGACUUGUUGUACUUAGUUGUUGUCAUAGUGCUCGGGGAGAAGUCAAAUCUGAGGGUGUGGUCGGCAUCGCGCGUGCUUUUUUGGGUGCCGGUGCUCGUUCUGUUCUGGUGUCCCUGUGGGCGAUCGACGACGAAGCUACUAUGGAGUUCAUGAAAGUUUUCUACCAACAGCUAGUCUAUGGACGAAGUGCCAGUGAGGCCCUGAAUAAAGCCAUGAAAUCCAUGAGAGAAUCUGACCGCUUUAGCGCAGUGAAGUACUGGGCGCCGUUUGUUCUUAUUGGUGAUGACGUAACGUUCGAGUUUGAAGGCAUCGAUUAAAUAGCAAGGUAUUUUCGAAUAUAUUUAAACCUGGGAUCAUAAUCCCUGCAUUUGCAAUCGUCAUUUUAACUAGCAAUUAUUUUUGUCGUUUUAUCGGACAACGAGCUCAACCGGUGCCACGUGUAGCGUCAAUCUGCCAAUCACAGGUCACGUUGACAGUAAGAAAGGAGACUUCGUUUGGCAGUUAAACACUACAAAUGAAAUUUAUUUCAAGUCUCAUGAUUUCCUUACAUUUCAAAGUAUCCUUGGCCCUGUUUGAGUUCGUUGCAUUGUAACUUACAGUGCAACUUGACAUAUGCGACCACCCAAAAUUCCAAGAUGAAAUUUCCGGUCGCUUAGGAAAGUGUCCAGCGGUACUUACCUACAUAAGAAAACCCGAAAACCGGAAAUUCCGGAGAGUCCCCAGGUAUGUUGCUCUUUGUGUGAAAAGAUUGUUUUGGCAUUUUUGGUGGGUAGGUGAUAUAUGUCCAGGAGCAAUCUUGUGAGCAAAAAUUUGAUAGCAAAUUGUUUUCGCAAUUUUAGCAAAAAAAAAAUGAUUCUGUAGUCACAAGAAAAUUUUGUGAGACACUCAUUAGCAAAUAUCGCAAGAGUAGCAUGAAUAACCAAUUUAACAAAAUUCUAGAUUAAGAGAGAGAAAAGCCCAAGAACUGCCACGAGAAGUCAGCAAAUUUCGCAGAAAUCACAAAAGUAACAACAAUUUUCCUUGCUAUGUAAAGAGACGGAGUAACGAAUUUAACAAAAUUCUAGACUUAGAAUCCUGAGAACUAAAGGGCCCCGAGAAGUCCACAAAUUUCGAUUGUUAGUCUUGCUAUUCUUACGAUAUUUGUUACUCAGUCUCUGAAAAGGUGGUUCUUUGCUCGAAAUGAUUUCGAAGUCGCUACCUGAAACCACUAUCCUUCUGCUAGCUAUCUAACGGUGCUUUUGCUGUUUUUGUUGUUGUUCUUGUAAAGGUACGAUGAAGAAUGCAGCAAACAAGUUCCUAGCUAUCUGCAGUUGAAGUCAGUUUAAUUUUUGACACAAUCAUUAGCAACCAUUACGGGGUUGAGCGUUCUUCUCAAGGAUCGCAGGUCUUUAUCUCUUGAAGAGAAAGAAAAUGAUGCUUCUUGUUCCGAUUUAUUUGUUCGUGUCACAUUACAGGUUGUUGUAUUUACAUAAAUGUAUAGAAAAAGAUGGUGACGGGGAAGCCUGGGGCUUAUAUAGGGUCUAGGCUCCCUCUAGGUUAGUUUAACUAGACGGUGAUAUUAGUGUGCUACGAGCGUUGCGUGAUGACACUAAAAACGGCUGUGUGCAUCCCCAUUCCCAAAACCCUAGUGAUGUGGGUAUCCCCUGUAACCCUAAACCAAAUCGCUAAGGUAAUAUGAGAAGGGGAUGUCUAUAUCACUAAGGUCUGGGAAUGGGGAUGCCCAAAACGCGGGGAUGCCCAUAUCACUGUAUUAAACAUUAGACUAAAAGAAGAGGAAAGAUGCGAUUUUACAAAAUCAACCACAGAUUCCUAAGAUACAGGAAAAAGGAGUAGAAUCAACAUCAGUUACUAACAAAAUUACUUACAAAAUAGGAAGAGUUAUAUAAUCAUUUAGAAAAUAUAUGGAGUGUUAGUUGGAUUAUAAAUGAUAAGGAAGGUAACAUAUUAACAAGAAAUAUUUCGAUAAAAGUUCACAUUGAAGGGAAAAUUUAAAAUUAGCUAUAGACCAGUUACUGUAGUUAAAUGGUUGCUUACGCCUAGUUUAAACGUCGCACUUCUCAUGUACCGGACCUUUAUCCUUCAAUUAAGUACAUAAAAAGAUCGACGUUAGAAUCAUUAAAUUCGACAUAUCUUAUCUGGGUCCGGACCAAUGAGAGGCCCACAUGGGAAUUUCGACUGCUGAGCGACUUCGCUCUUUCAAACGUCGAACUUCUCAUGUGCCGAACCUAAUGCAUAAAUUAUUAAGAUUUAUUUUCACUUGUGAGCAUUUUAGACCAUUGAAAAUCAUGAAAAUGAAUUGACUAAUUAAGUUCGACAUCUGAAUCAACCGUCGAAUGACUUAUCAUUUGGGUCGAGCUAAAUAGGUAUUAAGUUUGGUUCAUGAAAAGAUCGACGUUUGAACUUGGAGAGUUCCAAAAGUUUGUGCAUUGGCAAGAUAUUUUGUUUGUUUUAAGGUUGUGCGAGACUUUAUAUUGGGUCGAAGAUACUGAGCAAAUUGCGUUUAAUUUGUAAUCAUGAAGAAAUUAAGAGAACCAGAUGUAAAAAGAUUGUCGAAGCUCGAAGGCAAUGUAAGGAGAGAUUUUCCAUGAAUUCUUUAUUUGUCUUGAAUUUCAUAUCUUUGGCGCUGUUUUAAGUAAUUCAUACUGAAUUUGCAUAAAGAUGUCUUAGCUCCGCAAAAAGGCUCGUGCCAUUUUAUUGUCCUUUAAUGUGCUUUGUGUCCGCUAAGUAAUAAUUGUAGAAAAGCCAACAGUGUUCCUUAACAAACAAAACUAAUUUCUCGUUCUCUUUUUAAUUAUAAACAUUGCAUUUUACUUCAAUGAUGACUUUUAAAAGGAUAAUUAGUUUCUGAAUAAUGGUUAUUUAACUUCAGUCUAUCUAUCGUGAUUUUACAACCGGACAACAUCUGUUCAUAGGCCUUUGUACAGGUGCACCUUGUUUUAAUUGUAAUUUAGCCGUCUGUUUGAGAACAAAUAUUUCAUUAAGUUGUUAGUCAAAUAGAGCUACAGGUGAAUUUUGAAUAUGAAAGGAUUCGCUGUCUAUUUUUAAUAGAUCGGUUUUUGUUUAAGGUGAAAACUGGGUUGCAAUUAGUCUACGCUUCUUUCUAUUGAAACAGCCGCUCGCUAAACUUGUAUUUUCAUUCAUGUUAUAAUACUUUGUACUUAAAGGUUGUUUUGCUGACCUGGCUACAAGGUCUUUAUUUCAGAACUGUACUUUUACUUUCUUAGGGCCUUUUUACAUGGAGUGGGGGACCCCGGUAUAGUGGGGUUGGUUUCUUUUGUUUUCACGCUCUGGGGGACACAAAACAAAAGAGACCUACCCCACUAAACCGGGGUCCCCCACUCAAUGUAAACAGGGUCUAAAAUAACAACGGUAAUAAAAGAUUUCAGAUUAAACAUAGAGUUUUAAUUAGUUUUCAUUUAACUCUAAGCGAUUUCUGUCUAUAUUUCUAUUGUAUUCUUUUGUCUUUAAUGGUUGUAGAAGAAUCAUAUGUAAGUACCGGUAAGCUAGUUUUUACUGUUUUUCGAUUAUUUUCGCCUUUUCCUGCCUGAGUUAUUGUUAUUUGAUCCGCUGAAGAAUAAACGCUGUUGGAACCAAGUUUAGUCCUGUUUAAUCUACUGCUGUACCAGUUAGUGGUUUGAUCCUGGUCCUACAGAGAAGUGACGGCUCAGCGGAAAAACCUUCCGUCACUUUACCAAGGGUGUCAAGCCUAUACGAAUUUAAAGUUGACACAAAUGCAAAACUGUCACUGAACUGUCGAUCGCAUAACUGACGAUCCUUAUGCUGAUUUUUUCGUGAUCAUAAUACAACAAAUACUGAUACGUACAAAACGUCUCACAUGCAAUCAUCGGCUAAUUUGAAGCAUGAUUAAGUAACCUUUUAAAGAAAAUUUUCCUGAAAGUUCUUUUCAUUUCUCAUUUAUACUUGGGAAAAUAAUGAGCUAAGUCCAAUUCUUGAUGGCAAAGCGACCAGAGCGACCUUUCGGAUGGUUUUGGAUUCAUUUACACACAAGUUUUAACUCGAAAUAUCAUGAGCUAUAGCUUUUUUAUCAAGCACAAAUGGCCGACGCCUUUCAUUUUGACGCCCGUGGUUUUUAUGCAUGCCCAAUAAGGCAGUAGUGUAGGAGCUGUUCGUAAGGUCUCUCCUAAUUGGUCGCAGGAAACAAUGACAUGUCAUUCUUCCAAUUGUUUUAGUAUUGUUUGGGGUCAGGGAAACACACCAUUGGCCACUCCAGAAAAUACCAUAACAUACCAUAAUACUCUUUGUUUGUCACUCCAAAAUUUAGCAUAAACAUUGUUUUCAGUUUCGUUUGCAAUUGGGGCCAUUUUAACUCCCAAGAGAAACUGAAGACAAUGGAGUAACUAACAAAGAGUAUUAUGGUAUGUUAUGGUAUUUUCUGGAGUGGUCAAUUGGCCCAAUAGGGAGCUUAAUGCGUUUUUGAACGGCGCACGUCAACCGGAAGUGAGGACUUUUCCAUUUUAAUGUGCCGUCAUGUGACGCUGCCACAUUUGUGCUGCGACUGUAUUUUCUCUUAAUGAACUUGCUCAUGAGUGCAAACAGUUCACUUCUGAUUGGCGUGCGUCGCUCAAAAACGCCUUUGCUGAGGACAGUGUCUUUGUGAACCAACACAACCAGAACUUCCGGUUUGAAUUUUCGACAACUUUCGGUAGUGAAUGGAACAGCAUUUUCAGAAGUUCCCAAACAAACACGACAACCUCGCGAGGUAAAUCCAAACAUUUCGAAAAUUUUUUCUAAGUAGUUUUCUUUCCAUUCACGCCCUGUUCCUAGAACUUACAGGGAGUUAAGGUGGGGGGAGGGCAGAGUCAAAAAAUGAUUCCAAGGGAGAAGUUGACGGGUGACGGCGAUCAAUGUACCUCUUGGUCGCGCUUUCGUUAAAUAAAAAAAAGUAAACACCUGUCAGGCUAAUAGUUUUUCAUGAUUUGCUCCUUCAGCAAACGGGGCUCCUAGGCUGCAAAUUUAACACUAGCAUAAUUUUUGGCAAUUCACUUUCACUAGCAUGCGCUUGAUUUUCAUAUUUUUUACCGAACAAAAGCACUGCUAGCAUAUUUUCACUUUUGGCUAGUUUUGCAGCGCACAAUUGUCCCGAAAUCAGUGCUACAGCCAAAUUUAAGUUACAAAAUCAUUUUUUUGUUUGCUUAUAGUCACUGGGACCUGGGUCUUACACGAAGUGACCCACGACUUUUUCCUCAGGAUUCAACGCAUCCGCAUAAAAAGCUCGGUUUAUACGACAACGAAAACGUCCGCGUGCUGGUUCUGGAUAUUGAUUGAGUUUUUUUUUAUAAAAGCUGCCAGACAAUGAAUUAUGCUGUCUUUGAGUUUCUAGGUGAAAUAAGGCCCGGGGGGUACUCCUUGGAAUUCUUGGUGGGGGUAUGCGUACCCAGUUCUCAAAAUCCUGACCCUAAUUCAGACAUUUUAGACCAAGAAAAUGUCAGUUUUCACACCGGUUUCAUACCUGGCCUCUAAACUCCAUACUUGUUUUCAAACCUAGCCUGAGAAAUUAUCAAGAUCAAUAUAUAAGGUUUAUAUAUAGAGAGAAAACCGUUUACAGUACAACUCAAAAAACGGUCAUAAAUCGGCCCAUGAACCACACAGGACAGAUGUACACUUUUGUGUAAGGUAAGCUGUUUUUUUAUUGGAAUCCUUUCAUUUUCGUAGGUUACAGAAAUGAAGUGUUUUCCCCAUACAAUCCUUAUAUUUCGAAUGUUACGCAACAAUUCCGAUGCUCGCCGAUACAUAACAGGCCAGAGGCCCGAUUUUAGUGCGCGCAGGAGGAGGCCUAAUCUCCACAGCAACCACCGCAAAUCGGUUUCCAAUAACAGACAAGGUAAUUAGUUUUAAGUAUUCCUCCAGACACCUUUGGAGAGCGCCGGACACAUUGCCUGUCAAGGAACUUUGUACUUCUGAUUAAACGAACCAGACAUCUCAAGGAAACGCGAAAUUUGAUCGGACUAUUUGGGUAUUAUAAAUUCAUUUCACGGUCGAUUGAAAAUUUGGAAGUCGAUCUUCGCGCCUCUGGCUUCGCAAUUGAUAACUACAGUUUUCUCGCCGCAUUUGGAUUCAAAUAGGCUUGAUACGCUUUCAAUGGUUUUUCAAGUGCUUUCUUUUACGAAAAUAGUGCUGCGAUGGCUUAUUUAACUUCUGCCAAGAGUGGUAUGCCGUGUCAACAUUGGUGACCUUCGAAGCGAAAACAGCCAGUCGGCGUAUCAAGUUUUUACUGUGGAGCCGCAAGUAGGAAUACACUAUCUGCUGGCACAUCUUUCUCCGGUUUGGAAGGAACUCGGCUUGGAAAAGACCCUGACCAAAGAAAUUUUUAAAUCUGCUCUAUUUGAACGUUUGAGAAAAGCCGUCAACAAUGCACAUUUUAUAGUCGCCGGAGAAAACGAAGGCGAGAGCUCGAGCUCUACUUCACAUCCCCUUGAGGAACAGCAACACCGAUUAUCUGAUUCAAUGGACUACCUUUUUGAUCAAACGGCGAAGGAUUCAAGUCUUUUUUCUCUGCCUUAAGACGAUGUAAGCGUCGAUGUGCCUCCAGUGACAAAUCACUCUCCAAAAAGCCCGCCAAGCACUGUCGAAAUCCCGCCAAAAUCUUAUUCGCUGGAAGGAGCCCAAGACGCUGGACUACUCCAGAUAUUCUAGCUUCCACUUCAACAUCUUCGUGUUCGCGUGGGCGAUCUGUAUAAUCAACGUCACAGAUACAGUAUGGUUUCUAUAUCAGUCAUUUUAGCCUCCUUGAAAUGUCAAUCAUAAUCCAAAAAUUAUUAUUUCAGGUUACCUUUGUAUUGUUACUUCCUUUUUACUUAAUUAAUAGGCCACAUUAUAGGGCUACCCUCUCCCUCAGAGCUUACAGGCGGCGCGCCCAAGAUUCUGAGGUGAAGGUAGUCUCUCUUUUGAAAUGUCGGUCACAAUCCAAACAAUUUUUGUAGGUGAUUUUUGUAGUGUCAUAGGCCAAAUUAUAGGGCUACCCUCUCUCUCAGAGCUUACAGGCGGCGCGCCCAAGAUUCAGAGGUGAUGGUAGUCUUUCUUUUAAAAUGUCGGUCAUAAUACAAAUUAUUUUUGAAGGUUGUUUUUGUACUGUCAUUUGUUUUUUAAAUAGGCCAAAUUAAUUAUGGGGCUACCCUCUCCCUCAGAGCUUACCGGCGGCGCGCCCAAGAUUCUGAGGUGAUGGUAGUCUCUCUUUUGAAAUGUCGUUCAUUAUCCAAAUUAUUAUUGUAGGUCAUCUUUGCUUUGUCAUUUGUUUUGAAAUAGGCCAAAUUAUGGGGCUACCCUCUCCCUCGGAGCUUACAGGCGGCGCGCCCAAGAUUCUGAGGUGAUGGUAGUCUCUCCUUUAAAAUGUUGGUCAUUUAUCCAAAUUAUUAUUGUAGGUUAUUUUUGUAGUGUCAUUUGUUUUUGAAAUAGGCCAAAUUAUGGGGCUACCCUCUCCCUCGGAGCUUACAGGCGGCGCGCCCAAGAUUCUGAGGUGAUGGUAGUCUCUCUUUUGAAAUGUCGGUCAUUAUCCAAAUUAUUAUUGUAGGUUAUUUUUGUAGUGUCAUUUGUUUUUGAAAUAGGCCAAAUUAAUUAUGGGGCUACCCUCUCCCUCAGAGCUUACAGGCGACGCGCCCAAGAUUCUGAGGUGAUGGUAGUCUCUCUUUUGAAAUGUCGGUCAUUAUUCAAAUUAUUAUUUUAGUUCUUCUUUGUACUGUCAUUUGUUUUGAAAUAGGUCAAAAUAUGGGGCUACCCUCUCCCUCAGAGCUUACAGGCGGCGCGCCCAAGAUUCUGAGGUGAUGGUAGUCUCUCUUUUGAAAUGUCGGUCAUUAUUCAAAUUAUUAUUUUAGUUCUUCUUUGUACUGUCAUUUGUUUUGAAAUAGGUCAAAAUAUGGGGCUACCCUCUCCCUCAGAGCUUACAGGCCGCGCGCCCAAGAUUCUGAGGUGAUGGUAGUCUCUCUUUUGAAAUGUCGGUCAUUAUCCAAAUUAUUAUUGUAGGUCAUCUUUGUUUUGUCAUUUGUUUUGAAAUAGACCAAAUUAUGGGGCUACCCUCUCCCUCGGAGCUUACAGGCGGCGCGCCCAAGAUUCUGAGGUGAUGGUAGUCUCUCUUUUAAAAUGUUGGUCAUUUAUCCAAAUUAUUAUUGUAGGUUAUUUUUGUAGUGUCAUUUGUUUUUGAAAUAGGCCAAAUUAUGGGGCUACCCUCUCCCUCAGAGCUUACAGGCGGCGCGCCCAAGAUUCUGAGGUGAUGGUAGUCUCUCUUUUGAAAUGUCAGUCAUUACUCAAAUUAUUAUUUUAGUUCUUCUUUGUACUGUCAUUUGUUUUGAAAUAGGCCAAAAUAUGGGGCUACCCUCUCCCUCAGAGCUUACAGGCGGCGCGCCCAAGUUUCUGAGGUGAUGGUAGUCUCUCUUUUGAAAUGUCGGUCAUUAUCCAAAUUAUUAUUGUAGGUUAUUUUUAUAGUGCCAUUUGUUUUUUAAAUAGGCCAAAUUAAUUAUGGGGCUACCCUCUCCCUCAGAGCUUACAGGCGGCGCGCCCAAGAUUCUGAGGUGAUGGUAGUCUCUCUUUUGAAAUGUCGGUCAUUAUCCAAAUUAUUAUUGUAGGUCAUCUUUGUUUUGUCAUUUGUUUUGAAAUAGGCCAAAUUAUGGGGCUACCCUCUCCCUCAGAGCUUACAGGCGGCGCGCCCAAGAUUCUGAGGUGAUGGUAGUCUCUCUUUUAAAAUGUUGGUCAUUUAUCCAAAUUAUUAUUGUAGGUUAUUUUUGUAGUGUCAUUUGUUUUUGAAAUAGGCCAAAUUAUGGGGCUACCCUCUCCCUCAGAGCUUACAGGCGGCGCGCCCAAGAUUCUGAGGUGAUGGUAGUCUCUCUAUUGAAAUUAUAAUUGUAGGUUAUUUUUGUAGUGUCAUUUGUUUUUGAAAUAGGCCAAAUUAAGGGGCUUCCCUCUCCCUCAGAGCUUACAGGCGGCGCGCCCAAGAUUCUGAGGUGAAGGUUGUCUCUCUUUUAAACUGUCAGUCGUCAACCAUAGUAUUAUUGAAUUUUCAUUUUCCAGAGUUCAUAGUGGUACCUUCUUUAUAGUUUUACGUGAUUUGUGACAAAGACAAGACCAGGCUAACAAAUUUAUUCUACUUUAUGCGUGGUGCGACAAUCACCGUGGUUGACUUGCCUCCAAAGUUCCUUUAUAAUUUGGACGCUUCUCAGGAGUUCCUUCACUGCUUGUAAUCCAGAAUUGGCGAUUCUCAGCAGCUUAAAGCUCUUGCUUUUAAUCAGUUGUUCCUUGGACGGCGACCUUUUCUUGUCCCGAGUACAAUAUCGAUUCUCGAUUCUCGACUCUCGAUUACCGUAUCUUGCUGGUGCAAGGUUUCGGCAACGGGACCCGUACUAAAACCAUUGCAGGAAUAUCACUGCCAAACUGCGCAACAGAAUGCACGAAAAACCUCUCCGGUAGUUGAAAAAAAAGAAAAAGAACCUGCGAUGUAAUUAGGUAACUUAUUCAUGGUGUUCAGCUUCCGGUUUAUUCAGCUUAUUGCCAGUUGUAGGCAAAGUUCACUCGCACAUUAUCGCAUUCUAACUGGGUCGAUUGUGAGGAAACUGUUAUGUCAGUCAUUGACUAAAAACCCCCGCGCGUUAAGCCUUUGUGCGACGGACGUCCCUUAGAAAUAUAAAUUGCCCACACUGAUCACCAAUUCUACUUGCAAAGUGUUGCUGAUUGAGUUCUGUAAUGUAUUCUAGAGUGUAAAUUUAGUACUAACCUCGCAGACAAGGAUGCAAUGAGACAUUAAUUUUGCGUAGUUAGGCCUGCUAUCCAUUGGGCAACCAUCCCUUUUAUUUUCUUUCGAUAGCCUGUCCAUGCACUAACCUUUGGAUACAGAAACUAGCUGCUUCUCGCUGUACCAAAACUUGAUAGUUUUGGCGUUCAAUAUUUUUAACGGAUGCUCACAAAACACCGGGACUGCAUCGUGCGCCUUUGGCGCUUUGGUAUCCUGCGAGCUUUGGUUCAUCGCGUUUUGAAAGAUGGAAAUUUUGAUAUUCCCGCGAAAAAGAAGACCGAUAAAACGCAUCUUUCAUUGACUACGGUGAAACGCCCGGAAAUGAAGGAUGUUUUGAAAGAAACGGGAAAACUGAUAAAAGUAAAUAUUUGUUUUGAUCAAGUGAAAUUAAUGAGAAAUAACCAUAAACUAGUUUUGUGUUUUUGUUUUUUAAAAGCGGUUUGUCUGGUACCAGAUUUGUACAAUUACUUUCAAUCAAACAUGGAUCGGGUUUUGUUAAUUAUGACAGAAUGUAAUUAAAAAGCAUUAUGUUGACAGCUACAAGGCACAUGCUUGCCUUAAGCUGCGAGUAUCCCGCCAUGUUUUAAACAAAGGGCCUCUGACCAAGCCGGCAUUCUAAUCCGCCACAAAUAUGUGAAGCACGCGUCUUUCAAAGUCGCCUAGUACUUAAAGGAGCUAUGUCACGACCUGCGCAUGUGCAGCGUUUUAGGCUGUUCUGCUGAUUUUCUCAACUUUCCGCCAUAUUGGAUUUAACAAACCUGGUCGGUUUUUGGCAGCAAACCUCUAUUUUCUACAUCUUUUGAGGACUUAAAGAGAAACUACAAUACCAUGUCAGUCUUUCGCCGUUUUAGUAAGCCAUGGAGGCGCACGAUUCUAGUCAGGUUAGUAAUCGCUUCCUAUCUAUCGAUAGAUCGCCAUGUCACAAUGUCUCCAGUACGGAGAUUUCCUGAGAGUUUUUCUUAUUUUGGGCAACAUUUAAGAAUACUAGUCUUGACAAACUUGUCGUGUAUGUUCUCUUUUGUAGCCGAAUCGUAUUUACUGCACAUGCAAGAGCACUUGCUCGACAAAAAGAACAAGUACUGAAGUGUCAUGUGGGCAGGACUGUAAAUGUGGGUCUCAGUCAAAGCCGUGUCGAAACAAGGUAAUCUGUUCUCGAAAGGUUGAUAAAAUGUUGGAUCUAUUGUUGAUUUUUAUACAAAUUUCUUGAAAGAGGUGCAAAUUUGCAAUCUUUGGAGAGAAAACGUUUGUUGUUUUAGCAAAGGAAAUGUGCUGUAAUCCCCACGAUUUGUCCUGCAGAAUUAUUAUGAGGUCCUGUACUGUGUUAAUAUAUUUUUGGAUAAAUGCUCACCGAUUGUUUUUUUUGGUAUGGCAGUAUACCUUGUCAGUCUACAUUUUAGUGUCACACUUCUCCUCUACAAAUGUAGUCAUUAUACUGAACAAAAAUAUACACUAUUGUUUGUUUUCCUGAUAUUUUACCUCUCUUUGACAGGACUGUAUUCAAACUUUGGAUGAGCCAAUGGUGCACAAACUGUGUGUCAGAAGUCUACAAUGUGGAUUAGGGAGCAUGGACUACAUACAUAGUCUGCUAAUUAUGGACGAUGACAAUGAUAGUGACACUGAGAGUGAGCAUUUUGAUGUGUACAGAGAAACCCCACAGGAGUCUGAAUCCACUGAUAGCCAACAUGCUUCAGCAGUUGCGGGACCAGCACCUAACCCUUCUGCUGCAUCAAACUCACUUCCCUGGUGUAAGUGUAGUUUUUGUAUUGUUGUGGUCAGAGAAGAUGUGUUACAACAUUUGCAAGGUUCAGCAAGCUUUGUCUCGACCCAGAUGUGUUAGAAAUCGAGCAGCAGCACAGUGAUGAUAACAGUACAAGGGCCUUCAGGAAGGCUGCAUACAGGCAAUUUAUUCUUGAUCGUUAUGGACAUCUAGGGAAGGGUAACAGAAAGGUCUGUCCUUCGUGUGUGGUCAAAACUGUGCACAGACAUUAUCCUUCGCAGACAGGUGUGUACAUGGGGUACAGACCCGAAUGAGACAACCACCAUGGAACUGUGUUCUGCAUCUCACGAGAGUAGCUAGACUUGUAUUUCCCCAGUUUGUUCUUUCUCUAGUUCUUCAGAACUUUAUUAUAUUAUUUUGUUAUUUCUAAGUCAUGAAUGGAGUCGGCAACCAUCUUUUUCAUGUUUCCAUAACAUAUCCAUUUCCACCCCAAGAAAGGUCAAUAAUAGGCUUAUUUCAUGUGGAGGGUGGUUGUAAAGGCCAAAUUUUGAAAAGAGAGUAGGGGGAAAACCUAAAAACCUUCACUCAGGGGAUUAUAGAUUAUUUUUCUUGAUCCACUCCUUUAGUUUGUUACAAUGUUAUGCUUUUAUUGUAAGACAUUUACAUCAUUUUGUGAAGUAAAGAAAUCAAAGUGUUACAUCAGCAUGAAUUUCAGACGAUUGCUGAGAGGAGAUGACUCGAAGUAAUCGUCUGAAAUUCAGGUUAAGUUAUGAUUUACAAAAUUUGCAAUCAACUUAGUUGUGGUUGUUUCAUGAACUGAUUUCAAAAAUAACAAUGCAAUGAAAUUGUUGUUAGAAAAUGUCAUCUACAAUGGAGGUCAAAAGUGUUGGGACCUUUUCAGUGAUAUUAGUGAAACUAGCAAACCCUCUCCCCUCCCACCCCAAAUAAAGUUGAAUUUUGAGCAAAUGGGUGGAAUUGACUGCUUUAUUUGGCCACAACAGUGCUGGGGUGGGGAGUGGGAGGAUGACGGAAUUAGCCCAAAGCUGAUCAAAAAAUUGUCAUUAGGAGCAGAGUCCUAUGUAACAGUUACUUGGAAGGGCUUUUUCACACAGUCCCAAGUUCUUUUCUCCUUCAUUGUAGUUCUUUGUGCUAUAAUACAGUAGCCUGCAAAGAAAGUAGUGUCCCAUAGCCCAGGGCCUAUGGGUAUGUCAAGUUUUUUGAGGAAUUCACAUGACAGAAUAACAGUGUUAAAUCAAUUCUGCUCACCAAAAGUGUUGGGGCUAGUUGAAAUGACAUCUGGGCUACUAAAUGCUACCUUCAGCUUCCCCGAAGCUGUGAAACUGACUUUCUUUGCACUCUGUACAUGUACGUAAAGUAUGCAAACAUUAUUUGUACCAUUUUAUUUCGUACAUCUAAACUUGUUGGUGUUAAUAAGGACUGUUAAGUCAGUGACUGACUUAAACAUCUGUAGUGGCCGAGCCACUCAGGCUAUCCUCGGUGCAAAAUUGCAAUCACAUAAUCAUUCAUUUUAACAUACCCCCCAAAACAAAAGAAAAAUUAAUAACCUUUCAACUUAUAAAUAAACAUGAACAAAUUACCCAUUAUCAGCAAUUACAGCAAAGUGAGCAAGACGAUUGAAAAAGACACAUUUCAGCCUUUAGGGCAAUAUCCUACUGAUGCAAAGUUCCAACUUAGUUUUAGAUAUUUUGAGCAACAACAAUUUUCCGUCUGUCCUCUUUGAAUUUUUAUUACUACUUGAGGAAUUCUCUGAAUGAUCUUCAGUACCAGAUUGAAAUCUGCUCUUACGUGCCAUAAAAAGUUCCUUUGAAGGGGGUGCCUGUUUUUCAGCGAUGGUGAGAGCCAGCAAAGCAGGGUCGCUUUCAUUCAAAGACAGCCGCCUCGUAACACUAUCAGUAUCUUCUUUUCUCAUGUUAAAAAUCUUCACCAUCAUCACUGGAAUGUACUCAAACUUUUUCUUGACUGUGAUAAUUUUCACGUCCCAAUCAUUUGUUCGCUGAUUGUACUUUCUGGUUACUAUCUGCUGUCCUGCUUUUGUUGUUGCUGCUUCAAGGUUCAUAUGGAAAUUCCAAUAAAUGGCUGCAAGCUGUUUGCAUGCUUUGUGAACUUUGUUACUGUAACACAAGUAUGAUAACAAAAAGAUUACUAUUCACAGUCCCUUUAUUAUUUUUGUUUCAUAAUCUGCAUUGUAAAAUCAGUCUCAAUAAAAGUCAUUUCAAAUUUUGGAAAUUCUUCCCUUUAUUGCUGAGUAGUAAGUGCAGCUGAAUCCCAAUCUGGUAGGUUAGGUUCUAGACUUGAUCUUACCAGUCACUGGUUUUGAACCAUAAAACUGCCACGCUUUAAUAGCUAGCUGGUUGCAGCAUGCCAGGUGGGAUUCUUUCUUGUCAUGUUUACAUGUACAUUGUCUAUAUAUUAUUAUUAGUUCAACUGGAUCAAAAAGGUCUCGCAUGACAUUUGACGAAGUGUCAAAUUUUCCUCGUUUCACAGGCGUUAACAUAAUAAACAAACCUGUAAGAGCAUCGUUUUGAAGUAUAAACCAGUGAAAGGCUGUUGGCACACUUGAGUUUACCUGUGUGUCUGCAAUCAAAGGUAAAAGAACCACUAACCAUGAAAAAUUUAUUGUAAUAUAAUGCAUGCAAGGCAUUAUUGCCAUGGAAAUGAAUGGAAAUGCUACUAGGAUUAGCAUGCAGUCUCCUUUUUAAUGACCAAUUUCUAUUCUCCAAGUAACUGCAAAGAACUGUGAUACAUUGUAUGACUCAAUAAAAGUCUCCAGAGACACCACAGGAACUGCAAUAAAUUAUGAAAAACUGGAAAAACAAUGUGCAUUAUCUUGGAUGACUCUGGUCAAUGCUUAAUUAAAAAUUGAUCAAUAAAUGAAUCAAUCAAAAAAUUUAUCAAUCAAUGAAUAUAUUAAAAAUUAAAAAUUAAAAAUAUUAAAAAUUAAAAUUAAAAAAAAAAUUGAAUAUCAACAUGCCAAGAACUGGUUUUAUUUAGUUGGUAGUAAUAUGCUAAGUAAAUAAGCUCCCACAUCUUGAGAGCUAAAGAUUAGACAUAAGGGUUGCCUCUCAGCCAGUGUCACAUUUAUUGGCAAGAAUGUUGUCUCAAUAACUAAUAAUUUCUCAGGAAAAACAAUUAUUACCAAGAUUUGGUAUUUUACCUGAAUCGCACAUAAUAUUUAAAACUGUUAAGAAGCUUUGGUUCCAGGAUAAUUUUCUGGAGGGCCGCAAAAUAAUAGUAAUGUGAAGACAUUUAUUCAAUCUAGAAUCAAGUACAGCUGCAGUCUCACCUUCAAUGUGGCUUCGUUUUGAGGAAGGAACUGGUUUGUGGAUGAUGCAUGCCUCUCUCUCUCCGUUUUUACAAACGGUAGAUGCACUAUCCCUGUAAAAGAAAAUAGAUACAUACAUUCAAAACAACUGAUUAACUCAAAAUAAGACCGCCAGCAAACAGAUUGAACAGACAUUUUAUGCAUUUACCUUCUUCUUGUCUCGAGCGAUAGAAGAUGGGCAGCAAACAUGGAAUCGUUGUCGUAUCCGCACUUGAUCCUCGUAGAAACCCAAGAUUAGAAAAGUGUUCCAUCCAACGAAAUCCUUUUACGAGUCUUACGCCAGAACUGAAGCCUCGCUGAGUUGCUAGCGAAGAUUUUCUUGCGGCCGCUUCCUGAUCGGCGACCGCCAUGAGAGGACAUUUGUUGCCUCCAAACAGUUGACCUCAAAUAAGCCGUUGAUCAGAGUCAUUGAAACAAAAACACACAGGAACCUUCUAAAAGGGCUGUACAAUAGUAACUAACGUUUAACUAUGCGAACUGUUAACGGAUGGCUGCGAUAAAUAACGAUAAACUCCUGAUAUUGAAUCACCCGCAGAACUUGAAAAAGUUGGCGAACGUUUUCAAGAUGUAACGCUUCAUCGCGCACAUGCGCAGUGUGUGACAUAGCUCCUUUAAAAUCGGCGCUCUGGCCUGUUAUGCUCAUAUUUCGAUCUUGACAGUCUUGAGCUACCCCUACGAUGGAAGUCCCGCAGUUUGCGAGCACAAUCUAUCAAAGCCAAGAGAGAAUAUCUCAUUCUCUGUUGUCAAAGCCUACUCCUGAUAAGAUAAAAUUUUUUAAGAAGACACAAGAACAUAACAAAACACUUAAAAAACAAAAGAACUGUAAACAGUUUUAUAAUUUUCUCAGUCUUCUCCAGAAAGCGCCCAUGUAGCUUGGGUACGAGAGAAAGGGCCAUCUUCGGUACUCAUACCUUGGCUCCUACCAGAUGAAGGUCAAAAUAAUGCAACGUGGUCCUGCAUGUGGAAAGUUGGAAGUUGAACGAAUGUUCGUGUUUUGAUACGAAUAGUAGUGAAAAUGUAAAUUCUCAGUGUUUUUUUCGCCUAUUUGAAACCCUAUGAGAAUUUUAUUAAAAAUGUUCUUGACCUCGUAAACACUGCCUUUUUUCACUCCGGUGAGGAGAAAAUCGCGUUUCUUUUAGCUCCAUGUGCAAUGUGAAGUCGACGACGACCAUUUUUUGGAUGCGUUUUCAUGGCCGAUAAUUUGCUACAAGGGCUUCAGGCGGCUGCAAAUGCGACAUCACAGGCAGGGGUGAGUUUCUUGCUAACCAUUUUUCUUCUGAACGGUUCGGUUGGCGUUCGAACAUCAUAUAGCAAUGCAAUCGUGUACAGAUUAUAUAUUGUCAUUAACAUUAUUCUUAUUAAUUUUUUUGGCCAAUAACGAUAGGCCCUGCAAUAUUUUGAACAGCUAAAGAAUUCCCCAGACGGCUGGAAGCUAUGUGGUGAUGCCCUAAUUCGAAAUCUUUACAGGUAAUUGAAUUUUGAUCUUGAAGUUGUGUUACCUUGGUAUUAAGUCGUUAACGUUUUGGGCCUCAUUGAGCAUUAUUUCAGAACUUGAUUAAAAAGAUGCAUUGUUUGAUAUAAUUUAUAUUCAUUUUAUGUUAUCAUUCAUCAGGGGCACCCAACGACAAUUUUCGGAAAAAUAUCUGUUCGGAAGACGAUUUGAGAACUAGAAUUUUCGGAACAUUUGUUGUAAAAUUUCUUCCUUGCCUGCUUCUCCUAGGAUUUUCGAACUUCUAAAAAAUGGUAUAAUUGCCUAUUUUUAACGGAUUUUUACCCUAAAAAGGUCACCUAGAAUUUUCGGGAGCCUUUCUUCUGGCUAAAAUUUUCGAAAAGGUAAGUUUUGAUCCCUAUAAUUUUCGGAUCACUAGACUUUCAGCUAGGAAAUCCGAACAGAUGAAAAAUUUCUAGGGGAUAAAAAUAUGCCUAUAUCUACCGUUUAAAUACCAAAAUACGUUUAACAAUGCCAUGUUUAAGUGAUUUUGAACUAUAUUCUCGUUGGGUGCCCUUGAUUCAUAAUUCAUAUGCAUCCAUAUAGUACAUUGUCAUUCAUUCAAAAUAUUUUCUCUAUUUGUGAUUGACCACAUUUGGAUAGUCUGGAACCAGCGCCGCAGUGGGGGAAAAGGGCAAAGAACAGGGUCAACAAGGAAAAAUGCGGUGGGCUGGAGGGGGGGGGGGGGAUGCAGCAGAACCUAGAGACAUGCCUUUGAUGCUGCCAUUCUGUGAUACCAUUCUGGUGUCAAAUGUCUUCAUGUUGACAGAUUCUCAGUGCUGUGGACAGUAUUGCGCUCUUUCAAUAUCAUGCUCAUACAAUUUGAAAAAGAUUUUAAAAUAUGAAUGAGGGUGGAUUGGCGGCAUCAACGCAUUUCUCCAGGCUCCACCUUUUCUCCUCCCCAGACUACCUCUUGGCCUGCUUUGCUUCGCUAUAGCGAAGACCCCACUAUACAGCCUGUAACCAAGAAUUUUUUGGGUACCAUGGCACUUCGUUAUAGCGGGGUUCCAUCAAAAUCCUGCAAACAAGCUAUGUAAAUGACGCAGCUCAGGGCUUGUAAUAUUUUGCAUGGUCGUGAAGCCAUGAAGUUCAGGUAAAUCAGUAAAACUCACAAGAGCAUGCAAAAUACUGCAAAAUUUGGUAGAAAUCUUAUGAGAUAUGUGUCUGUACAACAUAUUUGAAAUUUAUCUCAGCAAAUUUAUCUUGAAACUUCGCCACUUAAACAUGCAAACAAAGUCCUGAAACUACCAGACGUAGAUUAUGUUGCGAAAAACUGGGCACUAGCCAUGACGUUAAAGGCUUUGCCAUUGGUUCAUUUCUGGAGCGUAUUGUUGUUGAAAGAGUAAAUGAUGACCUCUGUUUGAAAAACGUUGAAAAUGCAGGUCUGAUCAGCCAAUCAAUUUCUAGCGAAUUUUCCCUAAAAAUAACCACAAAAUUGGCCAUUUUUUACCAAUUGCUUUUUAGGCGAAGUUUGUCGCCAAAAAUUCCCAGGAAAUUGGCCAAUUUUUCUGGGAAUUUGUCCCUAAAAAUCCUGCAAAAUUUGACUUAUUUUUCACGACCUAUGACAAGCCCAUAUAUAAUGGCGCGAAUUGCGCAAUUGAUCAGAUUUGAAAAUAUCAUCGAUAGAAGUCGGUAUAUAUUUGGAGAUAAACUGGCUUUGUUUAUGCGAUUUGGCACAUUUUUUAUGAUGUAAGCAAAGCAAGAUAAUAUGAAAUGUUUGUUUUAACUUUACUCUUUUAAUAAUUUAAAUCUAAAACUUAGAGAAAUCUGGUUGCCACUUUGGUAACUAAGCCAAAACUUUUAGUCGCCAAGGAGACAAUGUUAGUUGCAUUGGCGACCUUAUCACUUGCGAUUUCAAGCCCUGAUGUGUCAUAGAGUUUUUAUAGUGGGGUUUCACUGUACAUGCAAAAAGGCAAGACAUCAACAUCCCACAAACAAGCCAGGGCUGGGGUGAAAACAAGAAUUGGGACAAGUGGGAUUUCAAUUUGACUUGCAGAAUGCUCCAAAUCUUCUUGUGGCUCCAACACCAAAAACAACAGCAAUCACCUGCUUGUCUUGUCAGCUACACAGGCUAAUCAGCUAUGUAGCUGGAAAUGUCAUAAAGUGUGUUGCAGUUAUUGAAAAAGUUAAUUAUUUGAAAAACUGUGGAUGUGUUUUUACCUAUGUAUAUACCUGGUUGAUACAGUUGAGGCUCUGGACUGUACACUCCUCUUAAGUAGACAGCUCUUCUUUCAGCUUAUGUCAGUUUUUUCACAUACCUGGCGUUACGCUUCAAAACACCAGUUGAAUUUUAUGCUUGUGCCUGAAUUACAGCAUUGUCAGAGCAACUGUAUCAAACAGUUUUUUUCUUAGUAUCCUGGUAUUUAUUCAUUACAGAAAUGCACCCAUUGAUAAUUAACGAUCAUGAAAAAUGACAUAGUGAGAGUGUCAAUCAAGAAAUCCCCUGUGUAUAUCCUUUUCCUGAUUAUUGUUCUUGCUAGAAAUACCACAAAAUAAUUUGACUAAAACUUCAUGCAACUAACAAUACUUCAGUCUAUCUGUCUAAAUUUAAUCCAAAUAAGGACAUGUAAUUUAAACCCUUUAAAAUUGAUUACAACACUUAAAAUAAUGGUAACAUACCAGUUUGUAUUGUUUCUGCAUUGUUUCUGGAAAGUGUGGGAAUUGUCAAUCACUAUAAAGUUCAUAAGAGACCGAAAAUGGCUUUAUGGGUACCCCACUUUUCACAUUUGACAUUUAUCCAUGGAUGCCAAACUGUAAUGUUGUAGCUGAGUAAGCUCCCAUAAGCUGCCAAUGAUAUAACCCUUUCACCUCUAGUGGCUGCAGACGAGAACCAUUCUUGUAAGUGAUCAGCUUCAGUUAUGGACACAUUUCUCUCAUCUCAAGGGUGCCUGCACUCACAUGAGCAUCUAUUCUAGUACAUGUACAUAGAUAGCUCCAGUAUCACAUCAACUGUCUUGUGUAUGGGUGUGAUAUAAGAACAUUUCAUCUGCCUUUAGCCUCCCAAGGCAGACGUUCUUAUUGGUUUCUUUUGUGUUGUUGUUUUAGUGAUGAAAGUGUCAAGUUCUUUUGCUUUACAAUACAAUACAAUACAAUACAAUGUUCUUUAUUUUGAGAGGGUAGAUAUACAUGAUUAACCCAGUUAAGAGUUUUCUAACACAUGGCCCUCUAAAACUAAAAGAAAUAUAUACAAAUAAAUUUCAAAAAUACACACAUACAAUAAUUAAUUGAAUGUAACAUUUAAAAUGAAAUUAAAAUUAACACAAUAUAAAAGUUUAAUUAACAUAGUUACAAACAAUAUAUCGCAGCAAACUUGGACGAUUAGGAGAAAUAGCAAUUGCAGUAAAGCAGGAAACGGCAUGCAAAACAGCAAAGUUCUUCGAGAUGGGCAACGGAAUUGAGUUUUUGAAUGAAAUGCUUUCAAGUAUUAGAGCAUCACAUAAAAACAAGGUAAAAUUAAACAUUGAUAAUUUCUAAUUAUAAUGAUUAAUAAGAAGUUUUACAUAAUAAUUAUUAUAAUGUGGCAUCCAUUUUAAAAUUAAAUCUUCCUUCCAUGGAAAAAUCAAAAAGGUUUUAUUUUGUCGGUUGAUCGGCCAUUUUAAAUUUUUGUCCACCAUAUUAUUCUGAAUAACUCUUAUUAAAAGAUGUUAUCAGAAAAUUUAAUUUUUAAAUAUUUACUCACUUGGUAUGAUAUUAUGUAGGCUAUCAAUUGGGUUUAAUUGUUUCUUACCAGGAAUGACUUAUAAACAUUUGAUCGCUAGCUGUAUUCAGUAUACACAUGCUUCUGAAAAUUAAUAAGUCUCCUGUCCCGUACAAGACAUCUUGGAUGAUCUUGUCUCAGUGUCUGAUCCUGCCCAAAAAAUGGCUAUGUUUUUUUAUUUUUUAUUUUGUGCACAGACAUGUGUCAUCAAAUCUUGUAGAUCAACAAGCACUCAGAGAGAUUCUUUUGACCUGGCUACGAAAUCAGGUACACUAGGAUAAUUAUUUUACUCUACAGUAGAAUCCCAAGGAACAUUUUCUCUUUUUUUGCCACUCACCCUUGAUUGUAAUGUCUAUCUUUAGGUGAAAAAGGAUGUCUUGCUAAUAUCUUUGACGUAUUAUUAUGGUCUAGACUCUCUCUUUGUCUUUCAUCAAAAUUGAAACAACAUUUUUUAUGUCAAAAGGUAGAGCAAAAUUGUCAAACGUUGUUUUUUAUAGUUGUGCAAAGAUACCUAAAAGUGGACAUAAGUGCAUUAAUGGUUUGCAAAGCCAUGAGAGUCUUCCUAGCACCUUUGUUCUUUGAAUUCUUAUACCUACACUGUAGCGGUAAUUGCAACAUUUUCACUGCGAUUUUUCAUUGACCCUUGUUGUAUUAAACUUUUCAGUGUUGUACCGAGUCAGAUAACAAGAAUUUCUUGAAGAACAAGGCAGCACAAGUCUUAAGCUUGAUCUUUGUCUGUGAUUAUCCUGAGAAGGUUAGCUGAGUUAUUGUUAUUUCAAGUGUGAUGAGUGUGAAUACUGAUAGAUACCCUAAAUUGUAACUUGUGCCCAGAUUUCAUUCAGUGUGAGAGAACUUCAUUUAAUUUCCUGCCUCUUUCACAAGCUGCCUUUAGACAGUGUUAUGACCUCAUGGCUGGUAAACUCAUGCCUUCCAGCUAUGAGCCCCCACACCAAUGGAACCAGGCACCUGUCCCAAUGAUUUAUCAGAGAAAAAUUAAAGGGAGCCCUUGUAAAAAUUUAUUAGCGAUCGCUGUCAAAAUCGCGUAGCGUUUUUGGCCGGAUUUCGCGGCGCGAUCGCUGCGUUAUUCGCGGAGCGAUGGGAGCGAUCGCGGCGCGAUCGCUGUCAUCAAUCGCUUAGCGUUUUUGGCCGGAUUUCGCGGCGCGAUGAGAGCGAUCGCUGAGCGAUCGCUGUCGUCGAUCGCUUAGCGUUUUUGGCCGGAUUUCGCGGCGCGAUGAGAGCGAUCGCUCAGCGAUCGCUCACCGCAUCAAUCGCUUAGCGUUUUUGGCCGGAUUUCGCGGCGCGAUGAGAGCGAUCGCUGUCAUCAAUCGCUUAGCGUUUUUGGCCGGAUUUCGCGGCGCGAUGAGAGCGAUCGCGCCGCGAUCGCUGUCAUUAAUCGCUUAGCGUUUUUGGCCGAAUUUCGCGGCGCGAUGAGAGCGAUCGCUGAGCGAUCGCUGUCGUCGAUCGCUUAGCGUUUUUGGCCGGAUUUCGCGGCGCGAUGAGAGCGAUCGCUCAGCGAUCGCUCACCGCAUCAAUCGCUUAGCGUUUUUGGCCGGAUUUCGCGGCGCGAUGAGAGCGAUCGCUGUCAUCAAUCGCUUAGCGUUUUUGGCCGGAUUUCGCGGCGCGAUGAGAGCGAUCGCGCCGCGAUCGCUGUCAUUAAUCGCUUAGCGUUUUUGGCCGAAUUUCGCGGCGAGAUGGCAGUGAUCGCUCAGCGAUCGCUGUUGUCGAUCGCUUAGCGUUUUUGGCCGAAGUUCGCGGCGCGAUUGGAGCGAUCGCGCCGCAAUCGCUGUCAUUGAUCGCAGAUGGUUUUCGGCCGAAUUUCUCGUUGCAAUCACGGUCCGGACGAAAAAGACAUAAAUGAGUAUUUCUUAUCUCAGAAGAAGAGCAGUGAGCUGAAAUUUGUCCUGAAAGUUGCAGUAACAUUUUACUAACUUGUGACAAACGGAGAGCUUCUGAGCUUUGCCGAAAAUCGUGCAUCAUAGAAAAUGACCGCUCCGUUUGAAAGCCCCUGGUCCGGCCAGUGGUUCCGGCCACUUUGGCUACUUUAAUUGGAAGCCGACAUCAAAAGUGCGUAAAAAGAAACCUUCCAAGCACCAUCUGAUCUAAAUUCCUGUAUAAUUUUUAUAGGCUGCUCACUUAAAAUUCGAAACCAAACUGAGAUUUCUGUGUAAAGAGCUAACGUUUGGUCUCUCGAAGAAACUAAACCGUGAAAAGGUCAAUUCGCCACCAUUUUAAAUGAAUUCAGUCAAAGUUUAGAGGGAAAAAAUAUUUGUCGUCGCUUGUUUACGUCCUCAAGAAACACCUCCCAUCACCAAAAUGUUGUCUAAGUCAUGCCGCGACCGAAAAGCGUGCGUCAUGCACGUGCAGGACGUGCAGAGUAAUAUUUUCCGUGUUAGGCCCAUUGCUUGCCAAGUUUUUUGACUUUGCUAAAUGCUACAGCUCCCAAAUGAAAUAUAAGUUUCAUUUUAUGGCCUUCUAUAUCACUGCUUAAUAAAUAAAGUGCAGUGUUACUGGGAAAUUUUCAAACAGGCUUUCCCUUUUCAAUCACUAUUUGGCUAGUUUGGCCGGACCAAGGACAUAGUACGCAAAAUUUAUUUUGAAAUAUUAUCUAAACUUUGGUUUUAAAAUUCAACCAGUCCACCGAAUUUUUUUUUUUUUGCAAGUCGAAAGAACAUUUCUUGUACGCCGUGUACACCAAAAAUUAGCUUUCUUAACACUUAAUUGCAUACCUGAACUAAAAAUGCAUCCAAGUAAUUUAAGGCGCCAUAAAAAAGCAAAAAUAACAGAACAAAAUUCACCUACGACAAUCGAGCUUCAGAAGGCAAACAGAUCAAUAAAAAAUCGGAAAGUUUCGUUUGUAGUUUAACCUUAUUUUCUUCCGAAAAUUACGUACAUCACAAAUUAUAACGGGCCGGAACUUAUCCGAACUUAUCCGAACUUAUCUAGGAAAGAUCGAAGCUACUCAGUCUGCAAGCAGGGUAGUAUAAAUCAUGUCAAGAUAAAGCUAAAUUUUCAACUUAAACGGGUCUAAAUAGGGAAUGAAUUUUCAAAAGAAAGGUCUUAUGUGAGAGUUCAGUGAAUCGUGUUUUUUAUUCUUAGCUAAGUGUGAGCAGAGUAAAACGUUUUAUAUCCUGAAGUAUUGAGAUAAUGAAACCGCCUAUAUGCAUUGAUUUCUUUUCUUUUGAUCCACUUGUCCAUGUCUUCAGAUAGGUUCAUCCUAUUAGGGAUAAAAAUAUUUUUUCUUUUUUCCUCACGCUAAUGAUAUGUUUCAUGUUCAUUUACCGUGCUUAAAUAUUCUGACUGAAAUUCUCCAUACUUCUUUAUUAAGCCAAUUUAAUGUGACGUCCCACAUUUUUUGUCUUCAGCCUAAACGUUACCUUUGAAAUUUACAUAAUGUACAAACUGAGUACUCACAACUGUUGUCUUUGCCUGAUUAAUUGUUGCUGCAGAAUAUUCAAGAGGCCAUCAUGGCUCUUGGUAUAUUGCCAUGUUUAUGCCCCACAGUACGUCCAGAGCGGUUUUCCUGUUGAGAAAUUAAAACCAGUUAACCAAGAGAGUUAUUCCCGAAAUCAGAGUAUUGAAAUAUUCAAAUCAAGACAAAUCACUGAGUUGUGAAGCUCAAGUAGCUUAAGACUUACACCCCCCGAAGGAUAUAAAAAAAUGAGCUAAAAAACGAAGGCUCCAAAAUCAGAAGUUUUGCUUUCUCGAACUAUUAAAAGGUAGCUCGAAUUUUUUAGCUUUUGUUUGUUUGAGAAGCCUAAUAAAAAAGGCUAACCUUAAUUGUGUUAUAAACUAUGAAAAGUGCCGGAAAGUAUAAAAUCGACAACACCGAAUGAAUAUCAAGCUUAACCCUAAUUAGAUUUAAAAUUAAACUUAGUGAUAAUAAGAAGUGAGUAGACUUACCUUUUUGAGUACGUUUCUUUGUUUGAACUUUCAACAUGUCAAAAGAAUCAUUAAGAAAAAUUUUUCAAUGUUUAAACAGCAAUAAACGGCCAUUGCCAAUUGCAUGACAAGUGAAAUUGAGAGCAAUUUUACGGAAGCCUGUAAGGGACAUUCGAGAUGCGAGAUAAAAAUGCGAGAUGCGAGAUAAAAAUGCGAGAUAAAAAUGCGAGAUAAAAAAAUGCGAGAUAAAAAUGCGAGAUAAAAAAAUGCGAGAUAAAAAUGCGAGAUAAAAAAAAUGCGAGAUAAAAAUGCGAGAUAAAAAUGCGAGAUAAAAAAUGCGAGAUAAAAAUGCGAGAUAAAAAAAUGCGAGAUAAAAAUGCGAGAUAAAAAAAAUGCGAGAUAAAAAUGCGAGAUAAAAAUGCGAGAUAAAAAAAUGCGAGAUAAAAAUGCGAGAUAAAAAAAAUGCGAGAUAAAAAAUGCGAGAUAAAAAAUGCGAGAUAAAAAUACGAGAUAAAAAAAUACGAGAUAAAAAUGCGAGAUAAAAAUGCGAGAUAAAAAAUGCGAGAUAAAAAAAUGCGAGAUAAAAAAUGCGAGAUAAAGGUGAAAGGUGUUGACAGGCCAAACACGACUCAUAAGCUCGUGAUAGUGUGAUACGUGACCUUAUAGUUUUGCUCUAACGAGGAUAUCUCCCAGCGAUUUUGCUCUUUUAUAUGAAAUGAUGGGAGGCUCGUUGUAUAUUUCUCUCAGUAGUGGUUGAUCUUGAAUUAAGUGCCAUUUGCUCAUUAAAAUGUUUUUAAGGUUCGGCAAAGCAGGGUGGUAUGUGGUAACGAAAGGCAGAAUUUUCUUUCGCACUUCAUUGUUCUUUUGUAAAGCUGACUUCCGUUCGGUAAAUUUAACCUCAGAGGUGAUUUUUUCUAUGAGAUUGUGAGGGUAACCUCUAGCGCGAAGGCGUUUUUUGAAGUUGUAGAUGUUCUCAUAGAAGGAUUUAGCUGAGGAGUUAGUUCUCAGAAGUCUAAGGGCUUCGCCCUUUAUGAGACCUUUUCUGACCCCGUGGGGGUUACAGGAAGAGAAAUGCGUGUAUUGAAAAGUCUCUGUAGGUUUAAAAUGUGUGCGGAUGUCAAGGAUUCCUUGGUUGUGAAAUCUCUCGCCUUUUCCAAAAAGUGAAACAAAUAGUCGGCAGGGGCAACUUUCCAAAAAGUGAAACAAAUAGUCGAAGAACUACAUCAGGGAAGUUUUAUUGACGAAAUGACUGUUAAAUGGUUAUCACAGACACCUAACCCACCCAGAAUACCUGUCUUCUACACUCUCACAAAGAUUCAUAAGCCAACUCCUGUUGGCCGUCCUAUAGUGGCAGGAAACGACGGACCCACCGAGCGAAUAUCAUCAUUCGUUGACAGCCUACUUCAGCCUAUAGCUAAGUCACAAAAGUCCUAUCUUAAGGACACAACUGACUUUAUUAACUUCAUAGAAAGGAGAAACCUCUCAGGGGACGUUUUCCUAGUCUCCUUAGACGUUACUAGCCUGUACACAAAUAUCCCACAGGAAGAGGGAAUAAACACAGUAUGCAAAGCAUACCAGACUUUCUACGGGAAAAACACCCCCAUCCCCACACAAUCCCUCAGAAGAAUCCUUAAACUUAUUCUUCAAGAGAACUCGUUUGAAUUCAACGGCAAAAACUAUCUCCAAACACACGGAACCGCAAUGGGUACAAAGAUGGCAGACGCCUUUGCCAACAUCUUUAUGUCGGUGGUACAGACAGAAAUACUGAACUUCAGCAAAACUAAACCUGUUGAGCGGAAAAGAUACAUUGACGAUAUUUUCUCAUUGUGGAAAACUGAUAGAAAGGAGAUAGAUGAAUUCAUUGCUCUUGCAAACAGGCAUCACCUUUCAAUUAAAUUUACGGCUGAAAUAUCUGAUAAAGAGAUUAACUUUCUGGAUACAACUGUUUACAAAGGCGAGAGAUUUCACAACCAAGGAAUCCUUGACAUCCGCACACAUUUUAAACCUACAGAGACUUUUCAAUACACGCAUUUCUCUUCCUGUAACCCCCACGGGGUCAGAAAAGGUCUCAUAAAGGGCGAAGCCCUUAGACUUCUGAGAACUAACUCCUCAGCUAAAUCCUUCUAUGAGAACAUCUACAACUUCAAAAAACGCCUUCGCGCUAGAGGUUACCCUCACAAUCUCAUAGAAAAAAUCACCUCUGAGGUUAAAUUUACCGAACGGAAGUUAGCUUUACAAAAGAACAAUGAAGUGCGAAAGAAAAUUCUGCCUUUCGUUACCACGUACCACCCUGCUUUGCCGAACCUUAAAAACAUUUUAAUGAGCAAAUGGCACUUAAUUCAAGAUCAACCACUACUGAGAGAAAUAUACAACGAGCCUCCCAUCAUUUCAUAUAAAAGAGCAAAAUCGCUGGGAGAUAUCCUCGUUAGAGCAAAACUAUAAGGUCACGUAUCACACUAUCACGAGCUUAUGAGUCGUGUUUGGCCUGUCAACACCUUUCACCUUUAUCUCGCAUUUUUUAUCUCGCAUUUUUUUAUCUCGCAUUUUUUAUCUCGCAUUUUUAUCUCGCAUUUUUUUAUCUCGCAUUUUUAUCUCGCAUUUUUAUCUCGUAUUUUUUUAUCUCGUAUUUUUAUCUCGCAUUUUUUAUCUCGCAUUUUUUUUAUCUCGCAUUUUUAUCUCGCAUUUUUUUAUCUCGCAUUUUUAUCUCGCAUUUUUAUCUCGCAUUUUUUUUAUCUCGCAUUUUUAUCUCGCAUUUUUUUAUCUCGCAUUUUUAUCUCGCAUUUUUUAUCUCGCAUUUUUAUCUCGCAUUUUUAUCUCGCAUUUUUUUUAUCUCGCAUUUUUAUCUCGCAUUUUUUUAUCUCGCAUUUUUAUCUCGCAUUUUUAUCUCGCAUUUUUUUAUCUCGCAUUUUUAUCUCGCAUUUUUAUCUCGCAUCUCGCAUUUUUAUCUCGCAUCUCGAAUGUCCCUUACAGGCUUCCGUAAAUGUCCCUUACAGGCUUCCGUACAAUUUUCUUUUUCAAGGUACGCGUCAGCCUCAGGCGGUGUGCGUCACGAGAUUCGACCAAUCAGAAUGCGUCAUUUGUAGAGUGAUUCUCGUGCUCGGAAAGAGCCGUUUUCAGAGGUAUAUGUGGUGAAAUUUUCGCUUUAUUCCAAGCUUGUGUUGGUAAUGUCGACGCUAUACCGCCGUGGAAAGUUGUUGGAACACUUUAUCUUGAUAGCAGUUGCGUUACUUUUAAAUAUUUUGCUUUCUUGAGCGUUUGUGACAAGUUUGAAUUGCUCAGUUAUGUGCAGGCCGCCAUGAUGAUUUGAGUGUUGUUUUUGCCGUUCUUCUUGGAUUUAUUGCUGGUUACCGUUAGCGGUUUUAUCGAAUUAUUUUGGCCAUCUUGUUACUUCAACCUUUCUUCUUUGCAAAUUUCGGGGUCUACCCGGGUCUACCCCUGUUAGUUUUCCCGUUAUGAGCCGUUGAAAGUGUCUUGGAAUUAAGACAUCGUCUUAGCCAAGUGGCACAACUCCCGGGAAACUGGCUGAGAAAACAUGCCGAAGCGAAAGCCGACGUGAAGCGAGUAACGCCAAAUCCAGGAAGAGUUUGUGCUAUUUUAAACCACAAAAGGUAAAUAAGUUUGAAUAUUGUAAUAACCUUUGAAAAAAAAAACAUUUUUCAUAACCCAGUGCGGAAACUGAAAGCGUGACUUAAAGUAAUUUGCAUGCGGUGUGUGCUAUGUGUAUGCAAAUCUUUGUGCAAACUUAUGUAAGGGAAUAAAUUGUUAUAAAUCUCUACCAAAACACAAAACCAUUAUCGAAGAUCGAGACAACAUCAUAAAGGAUUUUAAAACUGUGAGGUUAGGUUUUACUUUAUAACAAAAUCGAUAUACUGCGCUCACUUCAAUGACCGCACAGACAAGAUCGUGGUUUAUUUCACUGUUUAUUUCCGCGACUGUAGCUUCGGUGAAAUUCCGAUUGUGCCGCAGCUGUUCGGCUCUUUCGGUCUGUUUUCCCCUUGCCUCAUAGAAGAUUUAUUUGCGCAUAAGGAUUUCAAACGGGCACUGUUUCCAAAAGAGUAUAAACUUGUCGAUGAAAAUAAAAUUGUUAUGAGAGACGAUUUCUCACCUUGCUGUUUGCACGCGCUCCCCCUAGCUGCUUUGCCGGUAACAUAGUCCAUCAAAUAUAUAAACACUUCUAAUGGACGAAUUUUUUUUUAGUUAAGCAAAUCCAGGUAUGAACUACAGAUCUCUUUCACCAUGAGAUAAAUACAUACAUAUAAACCAAACAGUACAUAAAAUCUUAUGAGAAGGCGGAAAUUAGUCGCCGCUCAAAGUCGGCUAGAUCGCACGAUCGUCUCCGAAUCGCGAUAAACUUCUUGAAAUUGUCUUGUGAAGCCAAUAGCAAGCAUCUAAGGCCACUAUGAGAUCUUGAAAAUUCUCGAAAUCGCUCUCUUCUGUAAUGUUUUUCGGAAAAGGCAGCAGUGUUUUGAUCCCUGGGUUUGAUUCAUUUCUCUUACGAGAUGCGAACUCGACCGUGUCACGAUUGAAAUGAGGCACAGUAACAGUUUUACCCAUGAACCUUUGUGGGUCGUGACGCACACCGCCUGCGUCAGCCUUGAAUCUUGGCCACCCGCGUCGCAGUGGCGGGAAAUCGGAUUUUGGAAUCCAGUCCCCAAGGGCGCGAUCCAUUCAACCAAAAUUUCCGGAAUAUUUCGGUCCAAAACUCUGGAUAGGUUCGGUCCAACCGGAAAAGUUUCGAAAAAACGGGUCCACCUUUUUAGGUGGACCAAUUUUCCCGGUCGGCCCGGUUGGAAUGUUGGUUGAAUGGAUCGCACCCCAAUACUCUGGAUUAAACCGUCACGUACAUGCAGGAUUCAUUUCUGUUAUCAAGGACCAUUAAGUAAAAAUCAUGUUGAUUACAUCCUUAUAUACAACAGCUUAAGGCCUGGAGCGUAACAGAAAUUCAUCCUUGGGCUUAAAAUGACUCAAUUAGAGGUGAGCGAGAAAAGGUUUCCUAGCUUUUUGCUAAUGUAACUCUGGUCAAAAACACAAGGAAAACCGUGCCUUCUCUAGAAACCGAUAAAGUUCUAACAAACUGAAAAUGACUGUUAUUAUAAGCUUAUAGUUUUUCCGAAUGUUCGACCUCCCGAUAUUGAUAUAUUUCUGUAGUCUUUUAGUUACUUAACUUUCCAGUGUUUUAUUAUAAUAUUAUUACUAUUUUGCCUGCCCUAAUAAUUUUCACAAUCGCAAGUUUUGAAGAACAACAUAAUGGAAUAUAAAAAUAAAAUAAUAUGCCCGGCAGCCGGGAAGGGUCUAAGCUGCACGGCAGUCAGAAUGUUUUUUUGAUUAUCUUCAAAAUCUUUUUUUCUAAAUAUAAUCGUUUGAAAGUAUCAUAUCUUCGUUUAGAAUUACCAAGGGAUUAGGAAAACAGGAAUGGCUUAGCAGUAGAGCGGUUGUGGUUUCUUGGGCAUAGAGCCUGAGAGUCGACGCCGUUUCGACACUUAGAAACAUUCGAGACUCGCGAGUACGUUUUCGCACAGGCUAAAUAUCCAGCAGUUUGAAAGCCAUCUGGAAAGUUGGAAAGCCUGUUAGUAAGCCAAAGGAUGCAUACUAGCCUCGAUUAGUUUUCCAAAGCAAUAACGAGAAUAUUAAGUGCUUUCAUUAAGAAACCUUAGAGUCAAUGCACUGUGUGAAUCAACUAACGUGUGGGAAAAAAGGGUGCAAAGGCAAACGCAGUGCGAAUUACGGCCCAUAACAAACGGGAAAGGCGGUCCCUGAUAACACCAAAUUAAAUAUAGCCUGUUAUAAAAAAAAAACUAACGAGUCACGAACGAUAAGGAAUAACAAGACGAGCUAUUAACCAGACUAAAAGGGGCGUAAAAGACGUGAGAGCUCAAACAGAAUAAUAACCAUACGACUAACUUAUAACAGAAAUCGCGACGAUAACUGUGAUCCUCGGUUAUCUCCUUCGCGAUAAUGGCACUGAGAUUGCGGACGCGAACUUAAUUAGAAUUGAUCGUGAUCACCACCUGGCGAUCGCGAUUACUGCACCACGAUCGAGAGCAAUAUGGCACUCGACGAUCGCCGAUUACAACUUAACUAAAUCGCACCGCGAUCGCAAUCACCGCUUCGCAGUAAGUACAAUGCCCCUGCGAUCGCGAUUACCAAACCGGGAUCGUAGUCCUGACAUAUAAAUCACGGAUUUGACUUUACUAAAUCAAGCCGCGAUCGUGAUCAUCACGCCGCGAUAAGUACAAUGUCGCUGCCAUCGCGGAUACUAUUUUUCAAAAUCGCACGACCCCAUCAGCUGCUUAGCGUUUAAUAUCAUCGAGCUAAAAUAAAAACUGUCUGUCUUCGCGAUCGCGAUCAUCUUCCUGCGAUCACGAUCGUUCCGCUGAGAUCGCUAUAGCUUCGCCACGAUCGCUCUAUCUUCACCAUCCUGACCCUGAGAUCGCGGAUAAUAUUUUUCUGAAUCGCGCCGCGAUCGUAAUCCUCUUCCUGCGAUCACGAUCAUCGGACUGAGAUCGUUAUAACUCCGCCGCGAUCGCGAUUUCAUCGCCAGCAUCGCAAUCCUAACCUUGGGAUCGCAGAUACGAUUUUUCAAAAUUGCGCCGCGAUGGCGAUCAUCUUCCCGCGAUCACGAUCAUCACGUUGAGAUCGCUAUAACUUCGCCGCGAUCGCUCUAUCUUCCCCGCGAUCGCGUUCACCACGCCGCGAUAAGUACAAUACAGCUGCGAUCGCGAUUUCAUCGCCAGGAUCGCAAUCCUGGCUCUGAGAUCGCGGAUAAUAUUUUUCUGAAUCGCGCCGCGAUCGUAAUCUUCUUCCUGCGAUCAUGAUCAUCGUUCUGAGAUCGUUAUAACUUCGCCGCGAUCGCGAUUUCAUCGCCAGCAUCGCAAUCCUGACCUUGGGAUCGCAGAUACGAUUUUUCAAAAUUGCGCCGCGAUCGCGAUCAUCUUCCCGCAAUCACGAUCAUCGCGUUGAGAUCGCUAUAACUUCGCCGCGAUCGCGAUCACCACGCCGCGAUCGCGAUCACUACGCCGCGAUCGCGAUCAUCGCGUCGCUAUUGCAAGCGCGAUUUACUUCAAUUGCAUAGCGAUCGCUGAUAUCGCGCCGCGAUCAAAAUCAUCGCGCCGCGAUCACGAUCACCGCGUCGCGAUCGCGAUUACCGCGUCGCGAUCGCGAUCAUCGCGUCGCGAUCGCGAUCACCGCGCCGCGAUCGCUAUAACCUCGCCGCGAUCGCGAUCACCACGUCGCUAUCGCGGGCGCGAUUAAUUUAAAUCGUGCCGCGAUAUGCACAAUCGCGCCGCGAUCGCUGCCAUCGCUCCGCGAUCGCGGCGCGAUCGCUAAUAAAUUUUUACAAGGGAGGGAAUGGUUGGGGGAAACGCACAAUCCAAAGCCUGAACAAAGCGAGUAAUCGCCUUGAAAGCGUUCUACUAAGCACAUGGAGCUGAUGUUAGCAAGGGUGACUGCACUUGAGCCACCACACUGACCGCUGAGCAACAACACACAACGGCACUCCUUGUUAUUAACUGCAUUAAAUGUUGUUUAAUUUUAUGUUACAUUUCUCUUCUCCCUGUAGUGGCCGCUGUUUUUCUCAGACCUCCUCCAGUGCUUGCAAUAUGGAGCAUUAGCUGUGGAUAUGUACCUUAGGAUUUUGAAGGCAAUUGAUGAGGAAGUGGUUGAUAGAGAUGUGAUAAGGAGUCAACAGGUUAAUUUUGUGUAUCGUUUUACAGUCAAAUCAGGUCAAGCAUUCCCAUUGCUAACAAAAAAAUGAUUUUGUUUGUUGAUUCAAUAAUCCAUUGAUAAAAUGAACAAUCCAACAGUCAAAUUGUACCUCGAUUCAAUAAUUAAAUGUUGAUUUGGUUUAUGAACAAAAUCUACCUGUUCUUUGUUCUUGUCCCGAUUGUGUUCAAUAGUAUUUGCUUCCCUUUUCUGCCGUUUACGAUUCUGUUUUUUAUUGCCAGCUUAUCAAAAUAACAGCUAGAAUAUACAGACCGCAAAUGCGAAGAAACUGACAAAGGCCGAGGAUCGAAAUCCACCAAUCACCGCACAUACAGUGACCUUAGUUUAACCAUAGUGUUUUCUGAGAGGUCACAUCUGUUGCACUGAUUACUGGCAUGCAGCAAACUGGCGUACAUGUAACAGUUUGUCUGGCCUUGAACUUCAGAACUCACCCGCACUUGACUCGUAGAAAAAAAGAAGAAAAUACAAAAUUCUGAGGUCGACUUGUGGGAAGUGUAGUUUUUCAAAAAACAGUAAUCAAAUCAACAUUCGAUUAUGGAAUCAAGGCUAAAUAUGAAUAUUGGAUUGUUCAUUUUAUGAAUGGAUUAUCGAAUCAACAAACGAAGUCAUUUUUCUGUCAAUGAAUUCAUUAGUUCGUUAGAAACGGGAAAGCUUGACCUGGUUUGACUGUAAAAGCUGUAAUGCUACAAUUUCCAUUGGUGAAAAUAUCUCCAACAGAAAUUGAUAACCUAUUCAAUUCUAUAUAAUAUUGUACUACCCAACAUCUCAUACGAGCAGCUUGCAGCCACUGAAGCUGAACCCGUUUUAGUGGGUGUCUGUAAAGCGGGUUUGGACUGUACCUAAAUUUUUUAUUUGCCUAAUAUAAAAGCUUGUUAAAGUUUGUCAUUCAAGCUGUUUUUGUUGUGACAAAGUCCACCAUGCCACACACAUGAAGUUGUAGGUGCUAAUAUGAAUCUAAACAUGUUGUGCAAAGGGCUACGCUGUACAUGUGUGAAAUUGCUCCUGAUGAAAAUCAAAAUCCUUUGGAGUUAAAACACUGCUUCUAGAAUCUUGCUUGUCACAUCUUGAAACUUGUGCAAAGACUCAAAGAUUUGAUUUAAAACUGUCAACUUUUGUGGAGUUUCAGUUGGUUGUGAUUGUACAAGUUUGUAAAACCAUUUGUGACCUUAUUUAGGAAAAGGGGGAUUAAGGUGAAUAACAAAAAAACGUGUUUUCUCGCGUUUUAAACAUAAACGUGUUAAAACACCGUUAAAACGUAUUUAAACAACGUUUAAACACACAAAAAACGCGUGCGCAAGAUUUUUAUGUCGAAAGAGCUUUAUACAAACGACGCGUUUAAACGCUGUUAAUUUACCUCAAAUGAGCGCAUAAUUACAUGGACAUUUGCUUCAUUAUUGGUUGUCAUCCGGGGUUACUCUGAUUUAUUUGAAGCAAUGGAGCUCGACAAACCAUCGAAAACUUAAUUCACGGACUCGGAACGGAGAAGAAAUGCGGGAUCGAAAGUCCAACCAAAUAUGGCGGAGUUCUUCGAGGAAGAAAACAAAACACUAAAUACUCGGUGACUCAGUAAGUAAAUCAUAAGCAUAAACUUCAACUGAAGUGAGGAAUGUACGAAUGAAUAUUACAUGAUGGAGCGAUAAACAGCGCUGUUGCAGCGGUGCAGAAAAUUCCCGAAUCACGAUCUGGGCUGGAAAGUGGCUGCAAAGUGGCUUUGAAAAGAUAAAAUGUUGUUACCGGUAAUGGCCUACCACUCGUCAGUACAAAAAAAAAAUGAAUUGCAGACUUCAAUAAUACAAUAAUCAUGAGACACGGUAGAGGAGUUGACAAGGCCUUAGUAACGGUGUAAAAACCACUAGAAAGUCAAAAUACAACUGAUACUUUUAAUCCACGCGUACACGUUACAAAAGCACGUGACAUAACAAAUCUGCAAAAGUCUCGCUUUGUAAUAUUCAGCAAUAACUCAUCUAAAUGUAAGAACAUGCAUUAACAUGCAGACAAUUAAGUUUAUCUUUUUUAAAAAUAAAGAGAAUAAGAGCGAUUGUGCUACAUAACGUUUGCACGGACCCACGCCAAAUGAUUUUUGAUUCGUUGCAACAGCGUAAGCCCGACACCGCUCACCUUGACGUUUUUUCCAUGAUCCACGAUCUGUUACACUUUUUUCAUGAAAGAAGUCAACCCAAUUUUACUUUAGUCGUCGUUAAAUUUUACAAUGGACUAAGGAACGUACAUUAUCGUGAACGUUUUAAUCAUGUAAGUGCAUGCGUACCCCAGCUAAGAUUCUUGUAUCCGAGUUGCUUGCUCUGGUUCGAUUCGUCGGUACUUUAUAGCGUAGAAUUCACUGUACAGUGCCGUUGUUUACAAAUACCUUUGAGCUGUUCCAUCCAAAAACAUCAACAGAACUUCCAUCUCGAAACAGAACUAGACGCAAAAAACUUACAAUGUAUGAAUGUUUGCGCCAUUCAUUCAACGGUCGCAAAUGUUUGUCUAGAUAUGUAAUGGUAUCUCUCAUGCAAAGGUGCCGACCAAUUAGAUUACAGCCUAGGAUGUCUCAAGGGAAUUAGCGAUAACAUUCCCACACUCGCUAGUCACGGAAUGAAAUUUAUUGAAAUCUUGAUUCAGAACACAUAGAAUUUGGAGGUUUAUUCAAUAAGUGAUCUUCCCUGCGCACAAGCUUACUCACAUUUGUUAGAGGUACAGUCAAAGUUUUCUCGUUAUAAAAGCGGGCGAAAAGCUGAUAUUUUCUGUUAUUACGGGGCGAGCGUCACGACAUUGUGACCAGUGACCCUGAAUGCGAAAAUAUUCAUGUUAGUCGAACGAUAACAUAAAACAUGACUGAAGGCUUGCGGCAUUAUUUUUUCAAUUCUGCUUCGCUUCUGGCGACGUGCUUUUGUCGCCAAAAAUUCCAAAGAGGAAAAACGAAGGAGUCGAAUGUGAAGAUUUAAAGAGCAUGAAAAGAUUAAAACAAGCAAGCUUGAGAAAAAGGAUUGACCUUUUUGUUGGUGAAGCCCGAUAUGCUGAUAGAAACAUUUUGAAGCGUCGUUAGGUAGUGUGCGUUUCUUUGACCAAUAUUGUUGGCUAUUGUAUUCAAAAUGAAUGCUCAAAUUCGACUGCUUGGUCCAUUCUUAGGAAGACUCGAAAACCGCAUCUUCUUUCCUGCGUGUGCUAAUUGUUUGGUUGCUGCCGUCUUCGCAUUUCAUAUAAUAGAACACUGGUAAUUUAUUCAUUCAAAUACGACUAAAUUAGCUUACUUUCCAGCAUACGAAAUGCAAUAUUGAAGUACAACAGAGCCGGUUGUUUAAACGCAUUAAAAAUCUGUUUAAACGCAUACAAAAUGCGUUUCCACGCUUUUCGACGAAGCCGAUUAAACGCGUUAGAACGUUGUUUUCUAAAUUCACCUUAAUCCCCCUUUUCCCAAAUAGGGUCACAUUUACUGAUCAAUCAGUUCAGAAGCUGAAUGAAAUUUUUCUUCCAUGAACAGGAAGCAGAGAGGAACAUGAAAAUUAAAGAUCACAUCAGGGAUACCUGCGUCACAGAGCUCGUUGACUCUAGGUUUCAGAUUCUGGUAGGUGGGAAUCUUGUAUUUUGGUACAACAAUGAGGUUGAGGUUUUGCUGACUGUUUUUUUAUUAUGUUUUGUAUGCAGAAAACAUAUGAAAAUAGUGUGUCAUCAAUAACAUGCCUUUGCCUGGACAUUAUUGGAGCAUAUAUUGAAUGGAUCGAUAUUGGCCUAAUUGCAAACGACAGGUUUAUCAGGUAAUGUUCAUUUUAAAAGGGGCAGAGUAAAGUUAAUGCAGACUGCGGACUGACUGUGGACUACGCGGAAUAAUAUUUUUAGGGUUAGAAAACAAUGGGACUUUUGGUGAAAGAAUGAAAGAUGGUAAAAUUUGAAUGUACACUCUGUAGUAUAAUUUAUGACCUCCCUCUCCAUGAGUUCUGCGUAGGUCAAGUGGAUAGAGUGCCCGCCCAGUGUUUGGGAGGUCAUAGGUUUGAAUCCUGUUGGGGACUCAGAUUUUUUCUUUGUCCCACGCUCGUGACAUGCUGAUUAUUUCAUUUUUUGUAAUGUUACUUUUGUUGUCACAUUGUCAUUUGUUUUGUGAAAACAAUAGUCAUCAGUCUGUGUUUCAUGCUGACUGAUGAUAAAAAUGUUUCCUUUGCUCUGUGUUAUUGUGUCCUUUCAAUUCUCAUAAAGUCAGUUUUUGCAAGUAGCCUUUCAGUGGUUAAGUUAACUGGCAGCUAAUAAUGUGGAAAAGCAUCAUUUCUCAUUGCUGAAAACUAUAAAAAGAGGAUUUUACUAUUAGCACAACCUUUGAUUUUGUGUCCUGCUUACAAAUUGAUAAUGUGUCUUUGUAGUACCUUUCUCCGGUACAUGUCAGUUGAAGUUCUUCGCGAGAGUGCUUGUGAUUGCAUACAUGAGAUUAUCAUGAAGGGAAUGGAGCCACUGGCAAAGAAAGAACUGGUGGAAUCUCUUCAGAGUGUUCUGGAGAAAAGCAGUAUCCUUGAACCACAAGAGUUACAUGAAUUCAUGUCUAAGCGUAACAUGUGUGUUGAAGAGUGUGAAUUCAAUACAUGGUUUCCUCCAUAUUCCCAGGGGUGAAUGGCUUAAUUUAAUUAUUUGUCAUUUGAAUCAUCACUUUUAGGAUGAAGAUGCUGACUUCAUGGCCAAGUUGGCAAAACUAAUGACUGCUUCAGGAUCGCAGCUUCUAAACAGCUACUCUAAGUAAGAGAUUAUUGAUUUGCAAGCAAAGUUUCAAACUGUGUUAAUUCUAGCAAGACAAUACUUCAGCGACUGAGAGUGGCAUUGUCAGGAAACGGAAAAUGUCAGACGCAAGUUGAUAAUUAAUUUUCUCAAAAUUGAAAACGUGCAGCAAAAAACAAGACAUAACUAAUGUGAAGCUACUAAGUUUGUGGUAGAAGUAGUAAACAGUACAGCACAACAUAGUUAGGGGCCGGGACAACUUGGUCACGUGGUACAAUUUUUCAGUGUCCCCAAUUAGAAAGGCACUGUGCCUGAGCUAUCAGACACGAGACUUUAAUAAAGUUCUGUCAUUUCUUGGUUCCCUCGUUAAAAAAGUCAUCCUUUUCAAAAUUUUCUUUCAGUUCUUCCUCCCCCCAACCUUAUACAAAGUUGAAACUUGGAAAAAAUUAUGCAUAGGCAUGUCCAACAUUGUUUGUGGGGUGAGGGGAGGUUUGGGCCUGUGUGAAUUGAAAAACGCCCCAGAAAUGCAAAAAGUAUCCCAAGACUUUUGUCCAUGAUUGAAGUAUUUCCUGGCUUUUCUGUCGGCUAAUCCAUCCUUUAUCCACUUGCUCUUUCCUUUAUGUCCUUGCACCCUCUGCCUGCCCUCAAUCUGUACCUACACUAGUACUCACUGCCUUUUGUUCCUCAAGUUAAAUGAUGGCCUUCAUGCAUAGUCCUAGCAUCAGCAUGACUCUUUUGGCAAGGAAAUGACAAUGGCCUUUCCUUUACUAACCCUAAUAGUGACACUUCACAGCCGUUUGGAGAGGGAAACAAUAAUAUUAUAAACCCCUUAAGCCCAAAUGUCCACAUAUAAAUUUUUGAGCCUGAUUUCUAUACGUUUCCUCACAACCUGUUAAAAUUAAUAACAAUUGAUCUCAGCAUUGUCCCCUUUAAUAGUGAUCAUUUUGGUAAUUCCAUAAACUCUUCCCUUGAUAAUGUAUUAAAAUAGUUAGGAGAAAAUUGAUGUUGAUCACUUGAGAGUCUAUGGGUUAAACUGACUGCACACAUUUGAUUUAUAAUAAUCAGAUUAUCUUGACAUUUUUAGGCUGCAGAAAGCUGGAGAGACAGAAGGUGCAGCCAAGUGCCUACAAUCGGCUGAAGAAAAACUACAGUAUCUUUUUAGGUAAAGUUAAUUACUUAAUUAAAAUUGUCUUUAUGGCAGUAACACAAUAACUGGUCACCCAGGAGUUUUUAUCGUGGUCCACAAUAUAACAAGAAAAGAAGCAAAUAGUUAUUGAAAUAAAUAUAAAAAGGUAAAGAAUCCCAACUGGCUGGAGGAAACCAGUUGGGUAUUGAGAAAUAACUGUAUAACAAGAUAAUAUAUAGCAAUGAAGAUUAACAGGUUUUUUUACCUUUUUUUUUUUUUGCCUUUAGAUUUUUAGACCAUGAAGAUGAUGAUGUUUCACAAAAUGUUUGUGGAUUUGGGUAUUCUUACUUAGCUGUCUUGAAACAGGUACAGUAAUCAGUGGGUAAUAUUUAUUGCCUCGCAACCCUUAUCUGUAAAUGCUGAGAUUGAAAAUCAAACAUAUGGGAAAAAGGCUGUUGCCUAACGGGUGCUUCACAGCGGUCAAACGAGUGAAAUUUGCAAAAGUUAAGCGAAAUACUUCAAAGUUAAGGUUGCUACUUUCACUAUCGAAAGUUUAAGGUAUUACCAACAUCCUGUUAGUUUACUAAACUUUUUAAAAGUUUACUAAAAAAGUUCUAAGUGAUUGAAAACCGACGCUGACGUUAUUAUCGGCGCCAUUUUCAAACAUGAUACUCUUUUAGCGCGAAGCGUUUUCAGCGAAAAAAGCUCAAAAUUUUGAGAAAAAUGGAAAGAUAGUUAUGUUGACUAACUGAUUUAUACAUCUUUGCCCAUUUUUCUCUAACUAGUAAAUGAAAUCCCUGCAAUAAAAAACAAAAAUAACGAUUGAGACGUUUGACCGCGGUGGUAACGGGUGCCUGGUGGCCAGAGGUGCCUACGAUUUACCCUCAGGUGACCAAAAUUUCAAACAGGAAGCCUGAACGGGCGCCUAAAACUUGAUUCUCAGGCUAACUUCUAGUGAACAAACAACAAAAUUCCCUGCUCAUUGUGCUACCCUUGUAGAACCAGACAUAUGCAAAACCUAUGCUCAUGCUAUUUGUUUACUAUGUUGGACUAUGUUUCAGCUAUGUUAUGUUCACUACUGCCUAUGUAUUAACUAUGUAACACACCAAACAACAUAGUCCAAAGUAUGCAAAAUCUAUGUUGAAACUAUGUUUAGGCUAUUUGAAAAGCACAUAGCUUUUGAAUACCUAUGCAAAUACUAUUCAAAAUCUCUUCAUAGUCUUGACAUAGCUAUGUAUUUACUAUGCAAUAGAAAGUUCUGCUUUUCCUUCCGAUUAGCAUCCUAUGUAUUCACUAUGCCUCAAAGUAAAAUAGCUUUUACAUAGCAUCUCGAUCUUCACUUUUAUUUCCAACAAGUUUCUUAGCUUUUACAUAGUGCUAUGUAUAUUCUAUGCUACGUGAUGAAACAUAUUUGCAGCCUAUGUAUUCACUAUGUGACAUUUUCAUUUAGCUUUAUCAUGAGAUAAAGGCUACAUAGCUUUUACGUAAACAUAUUUUUUCCUAUGUCACUCAUAUGAAAAAUAUAUGUAGUCUAUGCGUUUCCUAUGUGAUAUUCCAACAUAGCUUUUAAAUGACUCGGCAUGUUGAUGGUAGCGCUUACAGAAGGCUAAGCAUACUUCCAAAGUAAAAAGCAGUGUUUUAAACUAAAACACUGAAAAAUCAUGUACUAUAAUUUUUUUUGUGCUUGCAGAUAGUUUCUUAGUGAGAAGAUUUUUGUUAAGCAUUGAAUCGCUACAUCCAUCAUCCCUGUCUUAACUUUCCUUUCUAGCUUUUCCCUAGAGUUUCUUCACUUGAAAUGAUACUUCCAUGCAUCAUUUUCUUCUUUUACAUUGGGUUCGAUCUUUCGUCUUGAUUGUGGACGUCUCCUGAAUAUAACUGCAUGGUCAAAACUGCGAAACGCUAGCUGCAGUCCUCGGAAAAGUCCUCGGUGGGUGUUUGUCAGCCAUUUUGUUUCCACUAGUUCCCAGGGAAGCCCGUGAGUUCAACACAUGCGUAUGUUGCGUUUUAUCGUCACGUGGGCCUUUUCAACCAAUGAAAAGGUGUGAAAAUUGUCUGUUUCCACGCGGGCGCUUUCAAGUCAAAGAAGACGAGCUGUAAGCGUGCGUUUUUACAAGAAGACGCUUCUUUUUACUUCAAUUUCCAGUCUUUUUCCUGCCAGGUUCAACAAAAAGUAUUCCUAACGUUGGUAAGUGAUGUCUUUCUCAAUUAAGUUUCGAUUUGCCUGUAUUGUCUCCCCUUUUCGCGUAUCUGAACAAGCAUCGGUCACCUUCGAUCACGCUUUGAUACGGCUUACGGUAUUCCGCGAAACGAAACGAAACGAAACGAAACGAAAUGAAACGAAACGAAGCGAAACGAAACGAAAUGAAAAUUAAGAAGAUAUUACACAAGCAAAAGGGAACGAUGGCACUAAGAAUUAUUCCCGGCCUCUCUUCGAAAACUGUCCUCGCUAGAUGGCGGCAAAUUAUCUUGUUAGAUAAAGUGAAUACUGCCUUAUAGAUGCGACAAGAAAUUUGCCCUCUCGCUCGCUAGAUCCCUUGUUUCGCAAAAUACCAAUGGCGGCCGAUUGGUAAUCGACGAAACAAGGCUCGCAAACUAUUUUUAUAAGCGUUCUGCCUUCGAAAAUUAUCUUGUUAGAUAAAGUAAAUACUGCCUUAUAGAUGCGACAAGAAAUUUGCCCUCUCUUCGAAAACUGUUCCUGCUAGAUCCCUUGUUUCGCAAAAUACCAAUGGCGGCCGAUUGGUAAUCGACGAAACAAGGCUCGCAAACUAUUUUUAUAAGCGUUCUGCCUUCGAAAAUUAUCUUGUUAGAUAAAGUAAAUACUGCCUUAUAGAUGCGACAAGAAAUUUGCCCUCUCUUCGAAAACUGUUCUCGCUAGAUCCCUUGUUUCGCAAAAUACCAAUGGCGGCCGAUUGGUAAUCGACGAAACAAGGCUCGCAAACUAUUUUUAUAAGCGCUCUGCCUUCGAAAAUUAUCUUGUUAGAUAAAGUAAAUACUGCCUUAAAUUAUAGUUUUGGAGGAGAAAAUCAAAAAUCUAAAAUCAUACGAUUUUUUUAAACACUUAUCACUUUACUUUACCAAAUUCUUAGCUUUACUUGAAAAAUACUGAAAAAAAAAAAUAUCAUAGGAGUUGAUUUUAUAGGAAAUGUAUGGUCCCGGGGGGGGUCUUCAAAUUGUUAUAACUCGAGAAAUAUUUGUCAUAGCGAGUUACGGUUUUCGGUAUAUUAGUCCUCUAGUCAAGCUCUUUUAAAUGAUAUCUUUGGUGGUAUGAAAUUAGAAACUUUGUACCACGUGUUUUGUGGCGUCAUAAAUUAUGACGUCAGAAUUUGACAUUUUGACAUUUUUUUACCUUAUAAAUGAUUUGGACAACAACCCAAGCGAAUGUGCGAAGUUUGGUGAGGAAAUGUGCAAAAAAGCAAAAUUAGCCUUAAUGAUACAUUUUAGGGGUGGUUUGGCCCCGCCGUGGAUAAUGAUGAUGUCUACAUCUAUUCGUUUCUGUUUUGUUGCUUUCUCGCUCACCCUGUAAACACAAGAUAGAUUGAACGAAAGGUGGUUAAGGUUUUGAUUUCUACGAGCGACUAAUUGUGUAAAUCAUCAGCACAAAGGAAAGUGAAUUGUUCCCAGAGAAGAGCGAAACUGCAGCAAACGUCAAUUAGAGAAUUUUUUUGUCCUUCAGGAUGAGAAAAGCUUAUUACCAUUGACAGUAACAUUGUUUAAAUUUAACGGAGAUGUAGUCUUCUUGUAAAGAUCACAAUUUACUAUCUAUUUCGCGAUCAAUGUGUUAAUGUUGCUGAUUUUCUUGGUGUUUAUAUUAAUCAACAAAGUUCCCUAAUUGUCGCGACAAAAUAGGACAUGAUCAACCAACAUCAUGCAAUUAAAAGUGAUUGUUUUGUUGUUUAAUAGUGUUCGUAAGGCAGUAUUUGCUUUAUCUAACAAGACAGUUUUCGAGAACAAAUAAUUUGCGAGCCUUGUUUCGUCGACACCAAUCGGCCGCCAUUGGUAUUUUGCGAAACAAGGGAUCUAGCGAGAACAGUUUUCAAGAGAGGGCAAAUUUCUUGUCGCAUCUAUAAGGCAGUAUUUACUUUAUCUAACAAGAGCCUUGUUUCGUCGAUAACCAAUCCGCCGCCAUCUAGCGAGGACAGUUUUCGAAGAGAGGCCGGGAAUAAUUCUUAGUGCCAUCGUUCCCUUUUGCUUGUGUAAUAUCUUCUUAAUCAUUUCGUUUCGUUUCGUUUCGUUUCGUUUCAUUUCGUUUCAUUUCGUUUCGUUUCGUUUCGUUUCGUUUCGUUUCGUUUCGCGGAAUACCGUAAGCCCUUUGAUACUCCUUCGUUUCAAUUCUAAAACGUCAGGUUGUUUUUAUGUUCAUUUGCCUUAAAAUCUCCACUUUUCUGUUUGCAGAUACUUAUUCGUUGCAGUCAAAAGGAAACUGUAUGGCACUGAAGGGCACGACAUCAGCAAAAAGUCUACACGAUAAGCAAAUUAAGCAAACUUUAACUUGGGGUUUCGAUUCUGAAACCUCCAUGAAAAUACUGCAUUUGUGUUACUAUUAGUCUUCGUGAUAUUAUAUUGUCAUAGUUUUCAAUUUUUCGUUUCAAAACCUAUUUCUUACCAAUGUAAAAGGUAUUCUAAUUCAUAUGUUUAUACUAUUUUUACUAUUUUGGUGAUUUUUACGAACGUAUUUUAAACACUACAUUUGCUUAAACAGAUCGAAACCUACAUACAUAAGAGACUAUGUCAAUUCUAUGUAAUUUCUGUUUGAACUCUAGUUAAAGCCUGUGUAUGUGAUAUGUUUUACCUAUUCAAAUACUAUUAAAAUCCUAUUUCAAACCUAUGCAAAGACUAUUUGUUCUGUGUUUUCCCUAUUUUAAUGCUAUGCAAAGUAUAUGUCACCUUUAAAAAGGCUAUGUUUUUCAUAUGUUUUUACUAUUUCUAGGCUAUCUAAAUUCUAAGCAAACCCUAUUCAAAAGCUAUUUAAUCAACUGUUCCCUGUUACAUUUUACUAUGUAAACUCUAUUUCAGUCCUAUGUGAAGGCUAUUUAUUUUCUAUGAUUUUUCUAUGAGGUUGACUAUGACGUCUAAAAUCUCUUUCCACAAGCUAAGUAAACUGUAUGUAUAGGCUAUGUGGAAACUAUGUCAUUUCUUCCUUUAUUCCUACCUUUAAAAACUGCAUAGCUUUUAAGUAGGUUCCGUUUGACUAGCGAAAACAUAGCAUUUUCGAUACAAAAAACAUAGUCCUGGCAUAGAAACAACAUAGGAUCUGGUUAAAGCAAUGUAUGACUGAUUAACAUAGGUUUUACAUAGCUUUGUGACAUAGCAUUUGCAUAGAUUCUACAUAGUGUCUGAUUCUACAAGGGCUAUUUUCGAGUGGUGGAAAAUGCUGGUUUCUCAAAACUCAAAACUCAGUUUUCCUGUUUCAAAACUCGCCUUGUUUGAGUCUUGAUUGUUUUUCCGGUUUUGUCUUGUCAUGCAUUGCUCCUUAGCAUUGUGUGAUGGUCAAAAUCAGCUGUGAGGAAGACUUAGAUUUUGAGCCUUUGAAAGGGUUAGAUAGCUCCCUCUACUCUAAACACUGUCACUGAUCAUUGAAUAUUUGUUAACUAUUUGUUCCACGCAGAUUACAAAUCCAAGUGAACAGCAAAAGGCAAACUUAAGGGUAAGUAGUGGCUGUAGACACAUCUGCCUCACAAAUAAUUCUUUAGACCCCAAAAUUUUACUAAGUAAAUUUUGUCAUAAAUACACUUAUUUUUGUCUUGCAAGGUAAGCAAUAAUGUUGUUUUUAUCUCUGUUAUCCUCAUUUCUGUAGGGAAUGCUGCAUGUUGUUAUCAAGAAGAUGAAAUAUGAUGAGUCGUACAAUUUUGAACGGGAGGUAAUAAUAUAUAAUUUCCUAGUUAUUUCCACAUCCUGGCAGUAUUUCUAUACCUAGUCAAGAUGGAUGGAUAAUUAUACCGGUAUGUAAAAUCCUUGUAUACUACAUGUAUUAAGCUGUUCACUUUUGUGAUCUUUCCGUUUUUUGAUCUUUUCAGGGUGAAGACGAAGUCAUGUUCAUGGAAUACAGAAAAGAAAUGAAAAUUCUUUUUGACAACAUUGCUCAACUCGUAAUGAUUAGAUUUGUGUCUCUCCAUUUGACUUUUAAUCCCUAAAGCAUUUAAUAAAAGAAAUGAUUAUAUGUAAUCUCUUUGUUCUUAUUCUUGUAGGAUCCUGACCUGGUGUUAGUCUCAGUUCAUAACAGUUUGAAUUCAACAUUUGGGUGAGUGCAGGCCUGAGUCUUAGAUGAUCUGAGUCCUGCUUCCUCAAACUCAUUCUUUGGCAUGUCAGUUAAUUAACACUUUGCAAUGACAUUAAACUCAAUAGCCACAUACUGUAGUAAUAUUGUUGUACAACAUUGAAAUUUGAGCUAAUUGCACACCCCCAAUUUGUUUAUUUGGGGGGCUGAUUAGCAGAGUAUAAAACAGGAGAAGAUAUUGUGUUACAAGUAAUAUUGCACUUUAAUGUCUACAAACUUGGUGUAAAGCUUUUUAUCAUCUUACUUUAAAUCUUAAAAUAACCACAGCUUAGGAUUUUCUCAGUAUACUCAAACAACUAGAAUUUUGUUGAGAAUUAGGCAGUUUUAAUUCUUUUACUCUCUAAAAAAAAAUGAUGUUGAGAUAAAUGUUGCAGGAAGCUAAUUCCUCCCAUUUUUUGCCAGAAACAUAUAAAUUUAUUCUUAACUUGGUCUGUGCAGGAAAUUAGAUGAAGCAAAACUCAUGGAUGUUGAGAUAGCAGUGCGAGCUCUUUACAUGCUGGGUGAAGCAAUAUGUCGGCAAGGUUUUUUUAAAGUAAAUAGUGUAUUCAUUAGGCAUUGGAGAUUAGACAAAUUCGGUAUAGUAAGGUUCAAUAGCCUUUGACUAUUAAUUUUAAUUUAUUCAUGGAGCCUUUUUCAAGAUAUUCUCCUGUAAUGUCACACCUUUCUCCUUCUUACAGAACUGUUUAUAAAAUAUGAAAACCCCAUUUUUAGCUUAAAACUUCAAGGUGAGCUUAGCACCAGCAUUAACAUUUAGGUGUAUUCUUCCCUGGCCUGGAUGGAAGACAAGCCAAUUGCUUUUUUGUGGGCACAUACAGACCUGCAAACUCUCGAUCUCAUGAUUCUGCUGUGAGUCGCACAAUUUUUUAACUUUUCUCACGGCCUCACAACAAGGUCUCUUAAUCUCACAGUUUUUUGAGAAAUAUCAUUCUGAUAUGAAAUGUUACCUUGUUGAAUAAAAAAGGAAAUUUUGUGUGGAAUGCUAGUGCCUGUUGGAGCCUUGAUGGGGCUUUGUAACAUAAUUUAGCCAUGAAGGUGGCUUACUGGAAAAAAUGACUCUGCCAGAAGUUUUGUCCUAGUGAUGACCUAUUCUCUGGCCUCUUAAAGUCGAUCAAAGAAAAAGUGACAUCAAAUUUGCUACAGUGGGGACCCAACUAACACUGGGUUAUACAUAAAUUAACCGUUAACUCUUCCAAUGGAAGAAGGGUUUGUUUAAUCCUAACCGGGAAAAAAUAGAUUUUUUUCAUGAGUCUCCAGAUUUUCCUUUAUCAGGGGCCUGACGGGUCUGCACAUAACUGCCUAAUAUGGGGAUGGACAUGAGUGAGACUGUUAUGGGUCCCAAUUGCUAGGUGUUUUCCCUAGCUAUAUACUCAUUCCCACAACUCAUUGGACAUGAGUGAGACUAUUAUGGGUCCCAAUCGCUAGGUGUUUUCUCUAGCUACCGGUAUAUACUCAUUCCCACAACUCAUUGGACAUGAGUGAGACUAUUAUGGGUCCCAAUUGCUAGGUGUUUUCUCUAGCUAUAUACUCAUUUCCACAACUCAAUGGACAUGAGUGAGACUGUUAUGGGUCCCAAUUGCUAGGUGUUUUCCCUAGCUAUAUACUCAUUCCCACAACUCAAUGGACAUGAGUGAGACUGUUAUGGGUCCCAAUUGCUAGGUGUUUUCUCUAGCUAUAUACUCAUUCCCACAACUCAAUGGACAUGAGUGAGACUGUUAUGGGUCCCAAUUGCUAGGUGUUUUCCCUAGCUAUAUACUCAUUCCCACAACUCAAUGGACAUGAGUGAGACUGUUAUGGGUCCCAAUUGCUAGGUGUUUUCUCUAGCUAUAUACUCAUUCCCACAACUCAAUGGACAUGAGUGAGACUGUUAUGGGUCCCAAUUGCUAGGUGUUUUCUCUAGCUAUAUACUCAUUCCCACAACUCAUUGGACAUGAGUGAGACUAUUAUGGGUCCCAAUUGCUAGGUGUUUUCCCUAGCUAUAUACUCAUUCCCACAACUCAUUGGACAUGAGUGAGAUUAUUAUGGGUUCCAAUUGCUAGGUGUUUUCCCUAGCUAUAUACUCAUUCCCACAACUCAUUGGACAUGAGUGAGACUAUUAUGGGUCCCAAUUGCUAGGUGUUUUCCCUAGCUAUAUACUCAUUCCCACAACUCAUUGGACAUGAGUGAGACUAUUAUGGGUCCCAAUUGCUAGGUGUUUUCCCUAGCUAUAUACUCAUUCCCACAACUCAUUGAAGAUUAGGGAGCUUAAGCAACAACAAUGGCAACGGCUGCAAAAACGUCACUUAAAAAGUGAAGUUGCACUGCCUCAAACUUGAUCGCACUUAUUCCAUCUCGUUUAAGUCAUCAAUUGAAUUCUAAAGGACUGUAUCAAAGUUCAGGAAAAGAAAAAGAAAGUUGUUGUCUUGUGUUCCCUCAACGACGAUACAUGAAUUUGUGCACUUUCAGAUUUUAGUUGUGCAUGCAACGACAGCAGAGAAAUGUACAAAAAAGCAUGAUGCAUAUGCAAAGUUGUUGUUUUGCUAAUCUAAACCUAUUGCUUUUUUGCUGUUCUCAUUGCUGUCACUGUAAUCAUUCCUUCAGCUCCCUUAAUUCACACCAAUUCACUAGAGUGUCUGUGAUAACCUUUUUCAAAUUUUCAAUUAACAGACCCAACAAUUGUAUUCAGAUGCCUCCAAGUUUGCUGAUCUUCAACAAAUGAUGAGGUUGGUGAGCUUUAAUUUGUUGCGAAUUUUUUAUUGACAGUUUCUGUUUUAACUUUCACAUACUUCGACGGUGUAUUUGUUACAGAUCAAAUUAUAUUCAGGUUAGAAUUUUUUAAUCUACUGUAGGCUGAUUUUCUAUUUCCCUUGUCUCUUAACCCCAGUUCAUGACUGAGUAAUAAGGGCUAUGAGAUUAAAGUAACAGAGAAUCAACAUAGGUUUAAAAAUUUUAACCUGAAAUUUAAUUUUGACCUGUAACUCCUUUGUUUGUAUCAUUUUCUUAUAUGAGCUAAAACUUCAUAUUUACCAGCAGAUCUAGAGGAGGGGGCACCCUUUUCUCGCCCAAAUCAGUCCCCCCCCCCCCUCCCCUAUUACCUUGAGGUUUGGAUCCAACACUGCGUUUUUAAAGUUAAAUGAAUGCCCCAAAAAUGCAUUAUUUGUGUUCUAUUUCAACAGCUUGUUACAAGUGCUGUUUCCUAUUACAGACAUUCUGCUGUUGCUCAGAUGGUAAUUUUAAUUUCAGCAACUAUUUUUUUGGAACAUCUCACUAAGCUAUUUAUUUAUUGUGUUGCAGAUUCUGAUGGUUUGUUUUUUUUUUGUGCUCUUUCAGUUCUUUGAAACUGUUGUCAGAUAUGAUAGAUUCUUUUUAAGUCAGUCCCAGCAUAUUCCCACAGUGCUGGUAAGAUUUUUUCUCUUGUUACAAAAAUUAUGAUAUUAUUAUUGUUGCAAGUUAUGUAGAGGUAGGAUUAAAAUGUAUGAAGUAAGCUAUCUUUAUAAAAACUGUUAAUAAUAAGGAGGUUUCCAUACUUGGUGAAGUUUGACUGUAACAAUAAACAUUACUUAAUUAUUUUGUCUAUAUUUUUCAGAUUGCUUUUCUUGACGAAAGAGGACUGAGAAAUCCAAACUGUACUGUUAGAAGUAGAUGCUGUUACUUGUUUUCAAGAUUUAUCAAAUCGCACAGGUAUGUUUGUGGUCAUUAUGUUCUUCAUUGUUGGUGUCUCUGUGGUCAUUACUUAUGUUCUUCAAUGUUGUUGACAAAGUAAUUGCGGCUAUUUUCUUUUUGUGGUAACCGACUUUACGUCAACCCCCUCACCCUCAACCUUCCCAGCAAAAAAUGUUUAAAAAAGCUCGAUACCGUGUUAACGGUAAGAGCUAUUUUUGGUGGCCUUCGCAAAAUAGAUUUACCAGAGGAUUUUGAAUUUAUUUAUCAACUGGUUUUUUUUUUUUUUCAAUAGGUUCUCCUUACAGAUACAAUAUGCACUAACAAGUACAACAUGAACAAUGCUCUCUUCAAAGAAGUUCAGAUCAGGUUAGAAGCUACAUUGUUUUUUAUUGGGCAGGGCGUAGCUAUCUUAAUAUACUGUAAGCGCUUUAUUGUAACAACACUUGUUACAUCUCAUCUCAAACAGCAAACGUCCGAUUCAAGUUGAGAAUUUCUUAAAAUAGAAAAUGAGCAGAUAAAAACAGCUUUAAACAAUUCUUAUGGAUAAAAAAUUGCAUGAAAUUACUAAUUUAGGUGAAGAAAUAAUGAACAGUAAACGACACGUAAAGGGAAAACUUGGUCACGUGGUACAAAUUCGCCCUUGCGAUCUCAUCACUUUGCGCAGACUUACAUGCGUAAACUUUCUUACUGGGUUGCAGUCUUCAUAGUGGUGGGCUCGUUUCUGUCCCUGCCGACACGAAAAGCUAUCCGGUAUAGUAUGAAAACCAAUCCGAUAUGUGAACUUCCACUUUCAAGAUCAGCGCGGUGCACCUUCGCUCCCUUAACCCUUUCACUGCCAAAUUUAGCCAAAGGCAAAUUUCGACCAAAUUUUCAAAUUUCAUUUUGUGAAAUUUUGAAAAACAAAUGGCACCAUGUGUAAGUACAGGCAGAGAGCUUUUAUUUGAAUGGUCACAUCAUGGGAUUUGAUCCGCAGAAUCAAAAGUUAGGAUCACCUUAAAAGACUCCAUCAAGCACUCUGACAGUGAUAGGGUUAAGGUAAAUUUCAACUGCCGUGUAAUUUUUCCGUGCGUACGUACGUAAAUUUUACGCGCGUGAAUAAAAUAGAGACAUAGUAUGGAAGGACACAGGUAAAAGUUAAAGUUAAACCUCGCUAACGUUUACGUUUCCGAGUGGCCUUUCAUAAAUUGCCUCUAUUUCAUUUACGCACGUAAAUUUUACGUGCGUUCGCACGGAAAAAUUACUCGACAGUGGAAAUCAACCCUUACAGAGAUGGCGCCGAAAUCACCGUUCUCAGACGUGACCAGAAGCCCCAUCCGGUAGGAUUUUCGUGACGGCGCAACAGAUAUUAGUCUGCUACACAGCCGUUUUUACUGUCGUCACGCAACGCUUCUCCCGUGACAACACUAAACACAGCUGUGGCUGUAUAGCAGACUAGGCCGCUUUCCAUUUGUCAGAACUGGCCGGCCGGACUUUUGCCGGACCAGUCAGCUAGCAAAUGAAAUCGGCUUUUUCCAGUGGCUUUUUGCUGAAAAACCAUCUCCUUCAUUAUACUGUUUAGAAUUUGACUGAUCUAGCUGGAUAGUUUUAAUUAAGAGUGAAAUUCUAAUUACGACAGAAAUGAUCUUGCUUGUCAGUUCUGACAAAUGGAAAGCGCCCUUAGUCUCCCACAUUGGUGAGGGGCGUUGCGUGACGAGACAAAACGGCUACGUUGACUAGAUCAACGCAACACUUAGUGUCCUACAAUAAUUUAAUACCUCGCAACUCAAGCGCGUUUUCCCUCUGGAAAGGAAUGUGUCACGUCCUGCUUGCCAUGUACAAACCUUCCUACCUUCUAAACAAACCGAAACUCGCAUUUGACCAGGUCGCGUGUUUUGUUUUAAACCUACGAAAAUCUAUGUACCGGUCGCGCGAAACAAAGAAUUUUUCCACACUCAUGAUUAAAACCAAUUAAUAAUUUGUUUUAUUUUUGACAUGUCAGGAAUGACAAAGAGGUCGUAAGCCCCGUCUAGGAACAGAUUUAAUUCUGACUCUGCGGAAUGUAAAAGACACUCCACGGACGUAGCAAAUUUCUGACAUUGACCUCCCCACCCCCUCCCCGUGAUCUUGGGUGGGCAAUCCGUAGGAAAAGAUCUUAAUUCAGGGAUAAACCCUCGGAUUCUCCUUCAGGGUGAUGAAGCAGCUACCUACAAACAUACAUGGGAUAUGAGUUUUUUAGGUUUACCUCGGUGUAUGUAGCCUGCGAAUGCAGUUGUAUUUCUGGUCGUCCCUUUUCUCCACCCGGAAGUAAGAAAAGCGACGACCGGAAAUACGUUUGCGUUGGCAGGCUACGGUGUAAGAACCUAGGAACUUUUUCUUUGCCUCGCACCUUUUUUUGUGUUUGUUUUUUUUUUUGGUUCUACUGUUCUGACUUCUUUGUUUUACGUUACUCGUGAGGUUCUUACACCGAGGGUGAGCCAGUUUUUUUUUUUAGGAGUUUUGGUUUGUUUCAUCUUCAGGUUCAAAAAGGAAUGGAGACGAUCAUUUAAAGAAAAUUGCCACAGAUGUUUUCCAUAACGGAGGCUGCGUAGCGCCGCACACACUGAACGUCUAAAAAUAAUUUAUUUUCAUGUUUUAAAUUAUUGCACAUGAAACUGUAUAAUUAUAAUUAUUUAUAAUGUAAUGUCUGUUUGUACAGGAUGUAUUUUAAUGUGUAUCGACAGGGACCCAUGGGCUUCUGAGAUAGUAUAUUCUGUUGACAGCUUUUCCUUUGUAUUUCUGUUCGUGAAUAAUGUGAUACAAGGAAACUUUAACGUUUGUACCAUUGUUCCGAGUCUAAAUCUAACUUCUUUUCCUAGUAAGUGAAAAGAAGGCAGAAGGCUGUAAGAGUAACCACGUAUUGAAUAAAAUGCGUCAGGCAUUUACAGUUUUUAACAAGUGAUGUGCAAAUAAUUGUUUUUCUUCAGCCAGGGUCAUGCGAAGUAGAUGCGUUGAAUGUGAGCUCGACUCUGUAGUGAAGCCUGGGCGUUUUUAGUUGCUUGAUUUCAUACUACUUUUCUGGUCCCAGGAUUAUUGAUUUCCUUUUUAUUGGGCUGUCUGUGGCAAACCCACAGGGCCACGCUCAACCAAGGAAUGAGAAGCAACAUUCUUCCAUGGUCUUCCAUCUUAAGUCGAAAAAAGACAAAAUGGCAGGCUGAUCUCCCAGUAGGUAUUGCGUGUCCCUUUCCCCCUACAGUAGAUCCGAUUUUUAAGGGAAGGGGAUGGGCCAUUUCAUAUAAAAGGCUUUCAAAGUGCUAUGCUUACGCCAAAAAGGAAGGAAAAAAAAUAACAUCGUGGUAAACCGAUCGAAACUUUUUGCCUAAAGUCGCCCUUCCACUAGACAAAUUUAACUUGUUAAUGGAUUAGAAAACAACGCAGUAAAAGCUAGUAGUACGGUAUUCGUUUUAACUCGACUAUUCAAAUAGAUCUUUAAAAAAGAUCGCGCUCUUGUCACUGAUAACAAACAAACACAGUAAAUUUAACCGCACAGGAUUUUCGCAGCCCAAUACACGCGUAAUAUACGCGUCUUGUCUCAGUAAAAUCACUAGAUUUGUCAUAAGGCUCUGACUAACCUGGGUUCUAGAGGUUGUUCCUCGCGUGCGGCGGGCGUGAUGCUUCAAUGUCGGCCGUUGGCCGAAAGAUCAUCGGCCGACCGAAGGCCGAAGGCACGAGCAGCAAUACCUUGCGGAUCACUUAGAACCGAUAACCGGACAUGAAAAGUCUCUGGCACUCAGGGUAGCCUCUGACUCCAUUUGGAAAUUCGUUUCUCCAAGUAAACCCCUUCCUAUGUUGAAAUUUGUAGCUUCUGUCUUCAUCGCUGCCGCUGCUUAAACGAGAAAAUUAAAAACCUGCAAAGUAUUCGAGAAUCUUCACGCUGGACCGUGGUGCAGCUACUGCCAUUGGUGACCAAAAAUUAAAAACAUCUCAGGGGCACCCAACGAGAGUAUAUUUCAAAACUACUUAAACACAUAGCAUUGUUAAACGUAUUUUAGUAUUUAAACGGUAGAUAUAGGGAUAAAAUCCUGGAAAAUUUUUCCAUCUGUUCGGAUUUCGUAACUGACAGUCUAGUGAUCCGAAAAUUGUAGGGAUCAAAACUUACUUUUUUGAAAAUUUCAGCCAGAAAAAAGGUUUCCGAAAAUUCUAGGUGACCUUUUUAGGGUAAAAAACCCGUUAAAAAUGGGCAAUUAUACCAUUUUUUAGAUGUUCGAAAAUCGUAGGAGAGGCAGGCAAGCAAGGAAUUUUACAACAAAUGUUCCGAACAAAUUCCAGGUCUCAAAUCGUCUUUCAAACAGACAUUUUCCGAAAAUUGACGUUGGGUACCCCUGAACAUCUUGGCCCUCUCUAGGUAUACGUUGUUUGGAGGUGGCCGUUAUUGCCAAAUCAAAGAUGACUUGAGAUCACCAGGCGAACAAAACUACAUCCGAGAGGGGAGGGGUGGCCUCAAAGUCUUCCUUUCCUUGCUCUUAGGCACUGUAGCCACCCCUACGCCAGAUUCUUGCUCCCUUUAACACUGAACGAAAAACAAAAUAUGGUCUAUUUGGACGACGGCGUCGUUUGAUCCCAGGAAUUGCGGGACCCGCUGGACCAACCGAACAUUACUUUCUCAAAGCAUGUGACGCCACGUAGAAAGGUUAAAACCCUUUCGCACCGUUGAAAUACUUCCUUUUCUUCAGUUUUUUAAGAUUUAAAUGUCGAUUGUGGUCAAACAGAAGUAUUAACUUGCUCCCCCAUCCCCACCCCCCCAACCUGGGGAAGAAACCCAGGGUAUUUGACUUGCUGAUGUACGCGGGAAGCCGGGAAUUUGACAACAGUGACUGCUAUUGGGGUGUAGAACUUGAUGGCAUCUGGGAUUCGAAGAGGAUUGAAACAAAUGGUCGCAAUCAUGUUAAACUAUUUUUGGUGCUAUUAAAGUGUAAUACCUUGAUAAAAAAUAAUUAUGGCGGGUAUGGAAUAUUGGGAAACUUGAGUUUGUUUCUGUUUCUCCUAUUUUCCUUGUUGCUGUUGCCAAGCAAGUCCCAGGGGUAGGGUAUAUGACAGGAAAUCUGCAACAAAAAAGUCCAUUUUAUAGUCAACUCUCGCCUUGGGGACACCCCGCUAUAACGGACACUCCGGUAAUACGGACAACAGCUAAAUCCCAGGGAAAAAUAAAUUAUAAUAUACAAACGUUUGACUGAAAUAAACUCUCGCUAUUACGGACUCUAGCUAGGACACUAUCUCAAGGCCCCUACAGUGUCCGCUAUAAAGGGAGGUGACUGUACUUCCAAAAAACUCCAACACACACUCAUACAGCGUGAGCCACGUCAGAGAGUCAAUCACAAGGCAUAUCAGUAUUCAGCAGUUUUCGGAGAAAAACGAGAAGUAUCAGACCAACUUCCUCUGCGGAAGGUUCCAUCAGUCGUCUACGUAAGCUCGGGGGCGACAUACUGAUUUCGUUUUUAUUUUUAACUUUCCCAUUUUUGUUUUUUAACUUUUUGAUUUUCACUUCGCCAUCUUAAAAAGGUGGAAAAGUGAAAAAUAUAAAAAAAAACACUAUGUGGCCCCUCUGGGCUUCAGUAGUCUACAUCACCUGUUUAAAGAUCUUUUUUACAGCUUUUUGUUGUUUUGUUCAGAGAUACUGUUGAUAACUGUAUAUUAGACUUCACGUCUCGUAUGCUGUAUAAAUUUUCAUGGUUGCCUGCAUUUUGGGAGCUAUUUCUGGGAGCACUUACGCCACUUUUGUUGACGUUACUCGUAGCUUGAUCAAAGUGAAACCAUACUUAGUAAAGACGACUGGUUAGGAAUUAAACCCGGCAAACAUCAAAGUUGAAAUUAAUAGUGCUGUAGGUUAUGUUGGAAGUUCCCUGACCGUGCACAAUCCUUUAGUUUUUGUUCACAGAUUGUGACUGAAUAAAUUAAUGCAAUGUUUAUAUUGGUCAAAAACUUCAGAGUGAUAGGAAUGUUCUUGAACGUUGUGCAUGGUCAGGUUUAAAGUAGCUAACAAAAACCUAUAACAAAAGGUUCCCAGCCAUUCCACUUGAAUUAACUAUGAUGAAACUGAAAGCUUAAUGAAGGGAAAAAUCCCUCAUACAAGAUUCAUCUUUCACUUGGUAACAGUUUUGUUUGAUGCUCAGGUUAGUUUUGUGCAGGUCUCGUUAUUUCAUUUGUGAAGGAAAAUUUAAUUGACUUUUAUACAUAAACUUGUCUUACAAAGUAUCUUACAAAGUAUCGUUUCCUCGUAGAUCCUUUCGUCGUCACGAAUCAAGGACCCACUGCUGUAGUCUUGCGAACUAUCAAGAUUCGGGAAUUUACAGCUGAGGUAUGCGUUUAAUACGUUAGCUUCAGUUACACCUCGAUUAAUUAAGAAAUGUCUUUUGCUUUAAUCGCUGGGAUUUUUUAUGACGAGCUUUAGAUCAGUCGAAUUCGGCAGGAUCGUUUAUAUUUCGAGAUGACAAGACACAAUUUUCAUCAGCUAUCGUACUCUGAUCGAAGAAAAAUCAAAACGCUAUGGGAGCGUACACUUCGGCGUCGUGGUUGUGGAUUAAUUGUGAAUGCGGAGGAAUAGUAAGAAAUGAUAUUUUUCCGGAUACUCUUCCGUACAGAUACCCUUACUUCGACUUACUUUUCUUCUUUUCUGUAACAGACGAAAUCUUAACUUUUUCACCGGAAGUCUGCUACAGUCUCAGUCAAAAUUGUUGGGACACUUUGCCAUUUGCAAAAAGGAGUGCAUUAGAUACUUAAGAAUCUCAUACCUCUGUGAUUGCUGUAAUCUUUUAGUUCUACUCGUCUUAGUCAUCCGUGUGUGAUCAUUUUAGUCGGUUAACCGCUAAACAGUUUCCUUCGAUCGUCUCCUUCGCUUUUUUAUGGUCUAAAAGUUUCGUCGUCGGUUAUUUAAUAUUUCUUAUUACAAACGAUUUGUUUAGAAGAAUUCCGUAUGCUUUGAGUAGUAGUUUUAAUCGUUACCUAACAACAAACAAGGAAUUGCACAUACGGACAAUGGAAAUCCAGCGUUGUCAAAGAAUGAGAUUCUUAAAAUCUAGGUUCUACAAUGAAAUUUGUAUCUUCUGUCUUUGUCACUGUCGCUGCUUAAACCGGAAAAUUAAAAACCUGCAAAGUAUUUGAGAAUCUUUAUGCUUCAACUUUCGUUGGAAAUUUGUGACGAAAACAUUUAGACAUCUUGCCUUAGCAAACGGAGUGUCUUGUACUUUUUGGUUCUUUGCUGCAAAGCCUUUGCUGGAGAAAAUUAUAACAGUCGAACUUCCAUGUGCGAUCAUCUCACAUAAGCGACAGUCUAUCCAAAACUCGUAGUACCACCUUUUAAGAAGAUAGCUGAAUAUUUUUCGUUGUUUAAAACCGAUCCCGUAAGCAAUAAUUUGAUAAUUAUAGGGUCGAAGCCCCCGCUCUAGGUAUCCGUUGUAGGGACGUGGAUGCUAUUGCCAAAUCAAAGAUGACUUGGGAUCCCUAGGCAAGCAAAAGUACAUAAAAGAAAGGAAGGGUGGCCUUAAAGUCUUCCUUUCCUUGCAUGCUCUUAAGCACUGUAGCCACCCCUAAACCAGAUUAUUGCUUCCUUUGACACUGAACGAGAAAAAAAAUUAUGAUCCAUUUGGGCGAUGUUGUCGUUUGAUUACAGGAAAUGUUUACAGCGGGACCCGCUGGACCAACCAUUACUUCUUUAAAGCAUGUUUGGCCACGUAAAAAAGUUAAAACCCCUCCGCGCCGUUAGAAAAUUUUAUUUCUUCAGUUCUUUAAGACUUUAAUGUCGAUUGUGGUCAAACAGAAGUAUUAACUUGCUCCCCCACCCCCAACCUGGGGAAGAAACCCAGGGUAUUUGACUCGCUGAUGUACGCGGAAAGGAGGGAAUUUGACAACGGUGACUGCUAUUGAGGUCUAGAACUUGAUGGCAUAUAGGAUUAGAAGAGGAUUGAAACAAAUUGUCUUAAUCAUGUUAAACUAUGUUUGGUGUCAUUACAGUGUAAUACCUUGAUAAAAUUAUGGCGGGUAUAGAAAAUUGAAAAAUUUGUGUUUGUUUCUGUUUCUCCUAUUUUCCUUGUUGCUGUUACCAAGCAAGUCUCAGGGGUCGGGUAUAUGGCAGCACAUCUGCAACAAAAAAAAUCCAUUCUAGAGUCAACCCUUGCCUUGCGGACACCCCACUAUAACGUACACCCCAGUAAUACGGACAACAGAUAAAUCCCAGGCAAAAAUAAAUUAUAAUAUACAGACGUUUGACUGAAAUAAACUCCCGCUAUUACGGACUCUCGCUAAUGAGGACACUAACUCGAGUUCCUUCCUUCGAGUGUCCACUAUAAAGGGAGGUGACUGUACUUCCAAAAAACUCUCACACACACUCAUACAGUGUGAGCCACGACAGAGGGUCAAUCACAAGGCAUAUCAGUAUCCAGCAGUUUUCUGAGAAAACAGAAAGUAUCAGACCAACUUCCUCUGAGAAAGAUUCCAUCAGUCCACGCAAGCCCCGGGGGGGGGGGCGACAUAGUGGUUUCGUUUUUAGUUUUCACUUUUCCAUUUUUGUUUUAAACUUUUUGAUUUUCACUUCGCCAUCUUGGAAAAAUGGAAAAGUGAAAAAUAAAAAAGACAUCACUAUGUGGCCCCCCUGGGCUUCCGUAGUCUACAUCACCUGUUUAAAGAUCUUUUUUAUAGCUUUUUGUUAUUUUGUUCAGAGAUACUGUUGAUAACUGCAUAUUAGAUUUCACGCCUCGUAUGCUGUAUAAAUUUUCAUGGUUAUCUGCAUUUUGGGAGCUAUUUCUCGAGGCACUUACGUAACUUUUGUUGACGUUACACGUAGCUUGAUCAAAGUGAAACCAUAGUUAGUAGAGGAGACUGAUUAGGAAACCCGGCAAACAUCAAAGUUGAAAUUAAUAGUGCUGUAGGUUAUGUUGGAAGUUCCCUGACCGUGCACAAUCCUUUAGUUUUUGUUCACAGAUUGUGACUGAAUAAAUUAAUGCAAUGUUUCUAUUGGUCAGUAAGUUUAAAAUGAUAGGAAUGUUCUUGAACGUUGUGCAUGGUCAGGUCCAAAAUAGUCUGCUACACAGCCGUUUUUAGUGUCGUCACGCAACGCUCCUCCCAUAGCAAAAGGUUUUCCAACCAUUUCACUUUAAGUAGCUAUUGUGAAACUGAAAGCUAAAUGAAGGGAAAAAUCCCUCAUACAAGAUUCAUCUUUCACUUGGUAAAAGGUUUGAUUGUCGCUCAAGUUAGUUUUGUGCAGGUCGUGUUAUUUUGUGACGAAAAAUUCAAUUGACUUUUAUAUAUAAACUUGUCUUACAAAGUAUCAUUUCCUCGUAGACCCUUUCGUCGUCACGAAUCAAGGACCCUCUUGCGAAUUAUCAAGAUUACUCGGGAAUUACAACUGAGGUAUGCAUUUAAUACGUUAGCAGCUGUUACACCAGAUCCUUUGUUUAAGAAAUGCCUUUGGCUUUAAUCACCGGGAAACUUUCAGAAGAACUUUAGAUCGGUCGACGUCGGUACGAUCGUUUAUAUUUCAAUGCAAGAUGGCACAGCUGGUGGCAAGAGACAAUUUUCGGCGAUCGUACCCUGAUCGGAAAAAAAAGCCGAGAUAAGAUUUCAGCCAGCUCUUUCAUUUAUUGUGCGUACGUGAGACUAUGUACGCACUGACUGAAGUUAAUUAAUAUAGUCUCUUAAAAAGAAACCGAGCAAAGUGAAAAAUAAGCAAAUGUGUUAUAAAAAGCUAUAUCAACUGAAGUGCACAACGUUAAGCGUCUACUUGCCUUGAAAAUACGGCUUUCCAAACAAGAAGUUUUCACAGUUAACAAGCCGCACAAGAGGAAAAGAUUAAUUGCUCAGGGAGAGUGUCGCUAAAUCUAACUGCAACGCGACAUAAAUUGAUAAUGGCAUUGGUAAUUUUUACGGAAUUUAUUACAAGCUGGCAAGAAUUAGGUUAUCUUGCUUGCUGAGCUUUACCGAUUAUAAAGGCAGGUUACCGGUUAUUCGUGGCAGGAUUUGCUCAGUCGGUAGAGCGUUUGACUGCAGAGCGGGAGGUCGCGGGUUCGAUUCCCGGGGCCGGACCAUUACUCAGGGUCUUAAAAUGACUGAGAAAUGAAGGUACUUCCUUUGCACUGCAAGCGGCGAGACCUUCUCCUGGCUCAGAUGACCACGUAAAAUGGCGGUCCCGUCUCCAUUAGGAGACGUAAAAAUAGUGUCCCCAAUUAGCACUUUCGUGCUAAAUACAUUGACACUCAAAUAAAAAGUGCAAGUGCAAAGGUCCUUGAACGCCAUUGAACUCGCAAAGUCUGACAAUAUGCCUACUGAAUGCUAAUGAGUUUUUGAAGUAAGGUUAAUUAAGGUGGCUCGACUGGAUUUUUUUGGGGAGAUACCUCCCACGUUUGAGCAUUAACUACGUCGGCAUGAGUAAAGAUAUGGGAAAAAGGUUACCACAACUGUAUUAUAUAAUGAUAAAAAUUUCUUAUGAUCUGGGUUUUAUUGCAAUCGGAGUCGCCAUGGCAACGUAAUGACGCCAUUACGCUUUUUCUUUAUCUUUGUGUUUCUCUGUACCAGGAGUUUUUUGAAGAAAUCGCUUAAGGGAGUAUGUACCUGCCAUAAUUGCCUCCAUUAUGGCAAAGUUUCAACAAAUUCUAUGAGAGCGUUUUCGAAAUAUUUUGACACGCAGUUUUAACAAUCAUAAAAGCAGUGAAAUAGCAUGCUAUCCAUACAAUUCGCUAAUAUUUUAAGAAACUGAUAAGCUUUGGAAACGCGGCUUCAUCCCAUAGUGGUUUGGUUCCAUUGAAAACUGCAUACAAAAAAAGAAGGGAAUUGCUCUGAGCGAUUGCGAGUAAAAAGAAUUUUAUUGACUUACAUUCAGCUGCUUUUGUUAUAGUAUGUGGACGUAAUUUGGUCCAUGCCUACAAAUUUCGGAUUUUUGAAAAAACCGCUCGAUAAUUUUUUUUAUAAAUUCGACAAUCUAGAGAUCAAUUAUUAAUAAACAUUCCCUGCAAGUUUCAAGAACAUUGAAAACAGGCAAGGUUUUUAAAUAGGGCCUCAAAUAUAACCAAUUUUUUUUGCCAGAUUUUGUGUUUACAAGUGAGCGGCCUCAUUAUUCACUGGCAUUGUUUUCAACUUUCAUAUACACGUGCGCAUUUAGCAAAAAGAUAAAAUUUGCAUCAAAAAGGACCCUCGGUUAUAUCUCCGGAAUAUGCUAAUUACCGGGUAAAGAGAUUAGUGAUACAUUAUAACGGCAGAGUUAUUCUUUGUAAGAGUUUCUGUGAUGUUAUAACCCGAGUAAGAUAAUUAAGUAUUGCAUCCUACACGAUGAGCGGUGACGUUCAUCGUUUCGGCUCUCACUGUUAUCGGUGACACAAGCCAAUUAUUAGCAUAUUCCGAAUAUUUCUUCGGAAAGUAAUCGAGAGUUCUUUUUGAUGCAAAUUUGUAUCUUUUGCUAGUUAUGCACGUGCAUAUGAAACUUUAAAACAAUGCCAGCGAAUAAAGAGGAUGCUCACUUGUAAACACAAAAUCGGGGGAAAAAAUUGGUUAUAUUUGAGGCCCUAUUUAAAAGCCUUCCCUGUUUUCAAUGUUCUUGAAACUUGCAGGGAAUAUUUAUUGACAAUUGAUCUCCAGAUUGUCGAAUUUAUAAAAAAAUUUAUCGAGCGGUUUUUUGAAAAAUGCGAUGUUUGUAGGCAUGGACCAAAUUACGUCCAAAACCUGUAACAAAAGCAGCUGAAUGCAAGUCAAUAAAAUUCUUCUUACUCGCGAUCGCUCAGAGCAAUUCCCCUUUUUUUUGGAUGCAGUUUUCAAUGGAACCAAACCAUUAUGGGAUGAAGCCGCGUUUCCAAAGCUUAUCAGUUUCUUAAAAUAUUAGCGAAUUGUGUGGAUAGCAUGCUGUUUCACUGUUUUUAUGAUUGUUAAAACUGCGUGUCAAAAUAUUUCGAAAACGCUCUCAUAGAAUUUGUAAAAUUUGCCUCCAUAACGGAGGCAAUUAUGGCAGGUACAUACUCCCUUAAGCGAUUUCUUCAAAAAACUCCUGGUACAGAGAAACACAAAGAUAAAUAAAAAGCGUAUUGGCGUCAUUACGUUGCCAUGGCGACUCCGAUUGCAAUAAAACCCAGAUCAUAACAAAUUUUUAUCAUUAUAUAAAACAGUUGUGGUAACCUUUUUCCCAUAUCUUUACUCAUGCCGACGUAGCUAAAGCUCAAACGUGGGAGGUAUCCCCCCCAAAAAAUCCAGUCGAGCCACCUUAAACACUGGUUUACAGAAAGCCUGUAGUAGUUUAGGUAAAACAUACAGCCAACAUGAUGGUCAGCCAAAAUUCCUUCAACAAACAAACGAUAUGAUGAGACAAGGUUCAUUUAAAUUUAAAUUUCCUGCCUUAAACGUUUUCUGUAAGUUUUGGUGCUUGUGUUUAUACGUCACGCUACUAAAAGGAGGCUGCGUACCACCGCACACGCUAAACGUCUUAAUUCACAAUCUAUUUUCAUGAUAUAUUUUAUUCUACAUGACACUGUAAGAAAUAAUUAUUUUUAUUAUAUAGACAGGAGUGUUUUACUGGAAAAUAUACCACUCGUAAAAUUCAUAAAAACUACAUCCGGGACCCGAGUGGUUUAUUUUCCAUAAUCUCACACGCAAGUUUAUCGAUGAUGUAAUUUUGGUGAUUUCCGUCUAUUAUUUUAUCGAUGUCAUUUUGUCUAUAUAAUAAAAAGAACGUUACACGGCGGCUUGAAGAUAUGAAUUUUAUUUUCGAGUGGCAAAAACAAUAUUUUACUCACUCGCUGCGCUCGUUCGUAAAAUAUAGUUUUGCCACUCGAAAAUAAAAGUCAUAUCUUCGCGCCACCGUGUAAUAUUCUCUAUAUAAUAUAUUUUUUAUGCAUUAUUAGCAUAAUCCUUACUUAAAAAAGGGAGGGCUACAGGAUAUAUUUUCCCUUGGGCCAGGUACUCAAGAAAUUUUUACGGGGACGACUACGCCCCAAGGUCUAACUCCUUACCCUUUUAUAUAAGUUAUAUACCGUUUUGAUAGAAAAGGUCCCCCUUUCGUACACUUUCUAUUACCAAAUGAGAUCCCUUUUAAAUACGCAGUUUAGAUCUUUCCUUCCCUUUAACUGCUGGCGUGGAGAUGUACUGUCUUUAAAUUGUGAAUUAAUCAGAAAACCAGAACGUGUUCUAGUCUUUUUCACAGCCAUGAAAUGCAUCUAUUAGCUCCUUUUUACCGACCGAGAUGACUGAUUUCCCUGCCCUUUUAUAUACUUCAACUAAUGAAACCCCUUCCCACUCAUAUACCGUAUUUUCUCGAAUAAUUGGCGGGGUCGAUUUUUUUUGGCACCAAAAGGGGGCAAUUAUUUCAGGGAUGGUGAUUAUUCGAGGGAUGCGAUUAUUGCAAAUAUUGUUCAAUAGAAGUUUUGUCCUAAAUAUUUUAUUCUUUUUUCAAAUGAAAUCAAAAAAUAAUCUCAUCAAUUAAACUGAACAUUGGCAUUUAAAGUGUUGAAAGUUUGGUUCGAUGAUUAAGUUUCACUGUCAAUGUCCUCGGCGUCAGAGCUUAAGUCGUCACUGAUCAGUUUUGCUGGAUAUGACUACACGUUAGCUUCAUCCUUAAGGAUUACCGCUAUGAUUAUUGUUGUCAAGUAUUUUUUUAAGACGGAUUUAUCUCAUCUUUUAACUUUAGUUUUUGUUUCAUUAAGUGGGUCAAGGUUAGUCUUGAUUUGUCCACAUAAGUGUUUUCCUGUUUUGAUAUUUUGUUUUUACUUGUCACUUGAAUUUAUGCUUUGCUCGCGAGUUUACUUAUCACCAUUUAAGGAAUAUUCUUCGCUUGUCGUUGUCAGAUGUUAGUUUUUCAUAGGUGGCCGUGUUUGUGAUGUUAGAGCUGACCUUGGUACGUUAGUCUCGUUGAAGUUCCUGUUUGGGUUUUUUCACCAGCGUUUUAGUUUUUCGUUGGUUUGUAGCUCCUCGUCGAUCGCAACCAUGUUAUGUAGGUUCACUUACACCAAAAUAUUACCCACACCGAGUUCACCUUGAUUUUAUUCCCACGGUCAGCUAACGAAAGAACAUGUCCAGCUUUGGUUAUAAAAACGGCGGCUAUUUAACUAGUUGAGAGAGAAGAAAGGUAGUUGUAGAAGAAAGUGAGUGAAAGAGUUAGAAGAGUAAGAAGAUUAAGUUUGUUAGCAGAAGUCACAGAAGAAUAAACACCAAGAUGUAAAUCAGAGUCCUAGUACCUCAUCGUGUAGCGAGCGAGUUCCUGGAACACACCUCACAGUUUCCAUAGCGUAUAACCUAAAGGAGUGCGGGGACGAUUACUCAGGGGAGGCGAUUUUUUCAAACAUUUCCGUUCCCCCAACACAAACAUCUUGUAAAAUGUUACUUUUUAAACCUUCAAUUGAUUCACGAGUUGGCCCAUAGAGCCCUUUGAUUUAUGUACACCGUGUUUCAACAAUGGUAAAUCUGUGUUGUUUUUUUUCCUUUAGAAAUUUCGAUUAUUAUCAUCUCAAAGAAAAAUUAUUUUCUUUUAUUAGAGAAGACCCCAUUCCAUCAAGUCAUAUUACAUAACGGUGAAAAACUCGUGGAAGGAUCACGAUUUUUGGCAAAUCAAAUGCGACUGUGAUAGACAAAAACCAAGUAACAAAGGAGCUAACAGAUAAGGUUUUACCCUAGGUUUUAAUUUUACUUCUUAUCUUCGUUAUCGUACAUAUAGGAAAAUGGUAUCACGGACAAAAACCCACAACAUAUUUAUACUUUUUUUCACAAGAGCUGAAACAGCAAAGCAAGCCAAAAAUGUGACAACCACAACCAUCUUCUGGGAAAGCAGUCGAUUUUAUGUGCAAUUCGUUAUUGGAAUGGAUGAGAAAGGACAAACAGAAGCGAACUGUAAUCUUCAAAACACCAACAAGAUUGCCAAUGAAGUUGGAGAGAGGAGAGAGGAAGAAAAAGGGAAAAGUAAUAUAGGCGACGUCAAUUUCAACUCUAAAGAUUUCCAGAACGCCAUAGACUGCCAUGAACGAGAGCUCAAAAUUUCAAAAGAAGUGGGAGACAGGGUAGGAGAAGGAAGAGCGUACUGUAAUCUUGGCAUCGCCUUUAGAAAUCUUGGACAUUUCCAGAAAGCCAUAGAGUACCAUGAACAACACCUCAAAAUUUCGAAAGAAGUGGGAGAAAGGGUAGGAGAAGGACGAGCGUACUGUAAUCUUGGCAACGCCUAUCACAGUCUUGGAGAUUUCCAGAAAGCCAUAGAGUACCAUGAACGACACCUCAAAAUUUCGAAGGAAGUGGGAGACAGGGCAGGAGAAGAAAGAGCGUACUGUAAUCUUGGCAACGCCUAUCACAGUCUUGGAGAUUUCCAGAAAGCCAUAAAGUACCAUGAACAAGACCUAAAAAUUUCGAAAGAAGUGGGAGACAGGGAAAGAGAAGGAGGAGCGUAUGGUAAUCUUGGCAACGCCUAUGACAGUCUUGGAGAUUUUCAGAAAGCCAUGGAGUACCAUGAACGAGACCUUAAAAUUUCGACAGAAGUGGGAGACAGGGCAGGAAAAGGACGAGCGUAUUGUAAUCUUGGCAACUCCUAUUAUAGUCUUGGAGAUUUCCAGAAAGCCAUAGAGUACCAUGAACAAGACCUAAAAAUUUCGAAAGAAGUGGGAGACAGGGCAGGACAAGGAGGAGCGUAUGGUAAUCUUGGCAACGCCUAUCACAGUCUUGGAGAUUUUCAGAAAGCCAUAGAGUACCAUCAACGAUACCUCAAAAUUUCGACAGAAGUGGGAGACAGGGCAGGAGAAGGACGAGCGUAUGGUAAUCUUGGCAACGCCUAUGAGGGUCUUGGAGAUUUCAAGAGGGCCAUCGACUACCAUGAACGAGACCUUAAAAUUUCGAAAGAAGUGGGAGACAAGGUAGGAGAAGGAGGAGCGUAUGGUAAUCUUGGCAACGCCUAUAACAGACUUGGAGAUUUCAAGAAAGCCAUAGAGUACCAUGAACGACACCUCAAAAUUUCGAAAGAAGUGGGAGACAGGGCAGGGGAAGGACGAGCGCAUGGUAAUCUUGGCAACGCCUAUGAGAAUCUUGGAGAUUUCAAGACAGCCAUAGAGUACCAUGAAAGAGACGUUAAAAUUUCGAAAGAAGUGGGAGACAGGGCAGGAGAAGGAACAGCGUACGGUAAUCUUGGCAACGCCUAUAACAGACUUGGAGAUUUCCAGAAAGCGAUAGAGUACUAUAAAAGAGACCUCGAAAUUUCGAAAGAAGUGGGAAACAGGGCAGGAGAAGGAACAGCGUACGGUAAUCUUGGCAACGCCUAUAACGGUCUUGGAGAUUUCCAGAAAGCUAUAGAGUACCAUGAACGAGAUUUCAAAAUUUCGAAAGAAGUAGGAAACAGGGCUGGAGAGGGAAGAGCGUACUGUAAUCUUGGCAACGCCUUUACAAAUCUUGGAGAUUUCCAGAAAGCCAUAGAGUACCAUGAACGAUACCUCAAAAUUUCGAAAAAAGUGAAAGACAGGGCAGGAGAAGGACGAGCGUAUGGUAAUCUUGGCAACGCCUAUGACAGUCUUGGGGAUUUUGAAAAAGCCAAAGAGUACCAUGAACGACAUCUCAAAAUUUCGAGAGAAGUUGGAGAUAAGGCCGAAGAAGGAAGAGCGUACGGUAGUCUUGGCAACGUCUAUAACGCUCUUGGAGAUUUCCAGAUAGCCAUAGAGUACCAUGAACAACUCCUGGAAACUUCGAAAGAAGUGGGAGACAGGGUAGGAGAAGGAUUAGCGUACGGUAAUCUUGGCUACGCCUAUGACAAUCUUGGAGAGUGGCAGAAAGCCAUAGAGUAUCAUGAACGACACCUCAAAAUUUCGAAAGAAGUGGGAAACAGGGCAGGAGAAGGAGAAGCGUAUUUUAAUCUUGGCAACGCCUUUCACAAUCUUAGAGAAUUGGAGAAAGCCGUUCACUAUUAUAAGAAGAGUGUUAUGGCCUUCGACCAUAUCAGAAGACAUCUUAUAUCUAAUGACGAAUGGAAGAUUAGCCUUAGGAGUACGUAUGAAAAUAUUAAUUUGAGGCUAUGGGAGUUGCAGUUUAACGAAGGUAAAGUCGUUGAGGCACUUUUAACUGCUGAUCAUGGACGUGCCCAAGCCUUAAAUGAUCUUCUGGAGUUCAAGUAUGGGUUCAAAGGGUUACGUCCAGAAAUAGGAACACCCUCUGUAACAACACCUGACAUUCUUAGUUACCUACCAUCAAAUUUAGCUUUCAUAGGUAUCAACGAGGGAGGAAUAGUUCUCUGGGUGAACGAGAAAGGAAAAGAAAUCAAAACCAGGAGUGUUCAGAUUGAUAUCCCCGUCACAACCUAUUUUCAGUCUCUUUUGGAAACUACACAUAAAGAAAUAGGUGUGAGAGCUGAUGUUAAUUGUGAAGAUCGCUCAUUAAGGAACCCAAGCGAUAAAAAGUUACCAGAAGCCAGAUCCAGUAAGCCAAAGUCACAUCCUUCAUAUUUUGAGACAAAGUCAUUACAAACAUUGUACAAUGUUGUUAUUGACCCUAUAAGAGACUUACUCCAGGCCGAUGAGGUUGUGGUCGUUCCACAAGGACCUCUCUGUUUGGCGCCUUAUGCGGCUUUUUUGGACUUAAAAUCAAAGUACCUCUGCGAAACUUUUAGAAUUCGUCUGCUUCCCUCCCUUUCUUGUCUGCGAUUAAUCCAAAAUUGUCCUGCAGAUUGGCACAGUAAGACUGGCGCUCUUCUCGUCGGCGAUCCGUGGGUACAGGAGGUAAUUUAUGAAGGAAAGAAAUUAAAGCAGUUGCAGUGGGCCGAAAAGGAAGUGCAAAUGAUCGGGGAAAUACUUCAAACUUCACCUCUCGUUGGAAAGCAUGCAACAAAAGAUGAAGUUUUAAGACGUAUUUCCUCGGUUGGUUUGGUGCACAUUGCUGCUCACGGUAAAAUGGAAACAGGGGAAAUUGCCUUGGCCCCAAACACAACACGUUCAUCCCCGAUUCCAGUAAAAGAAGACUAUCUCUUAACUAUGAAGGAUGUUUUAAAGGCGCAGAUUAGGGCAAGACUUGUUGUACUCAGUUGCUGUCACAGUGCUCGCGGAGAGGUCAAAUCUGAGGGCGUGGUCGGUAUUGCACGGGCAUUUUUGGGUGCUGGUGCUCGUUCUGUUCUGGUCUCCCUAUGGGCGAUUGACGACGAGGCUACGAUGGAGUUCAUGGAAUUUUUCUACCGACAACUAGUCAAUGGAAGAAGUGCCAGUGAGGCUCUGAAUGAGGCCAUGAAAUCCAUGAGAGAAUCUGACCGCUUUAGUGCAGUGAAGUACUGGGCACCGUUUGUUCUCAUUGGUGACGACGUGACGCUUGAGUUUGAGGGCAUCAAUUAA